CACAGUCCGUAGUCCGGGCUUUAUACCAAGUCCGCAGUCCGUGGUCCGUAGUCCGCAGUCCGUGUUUGAAACUGACCGCCUUUGCGAGGCUACCAAGUUACCAAGUGUGGGUUAUUGAAAGAAUAACCCAAGUGUGUCCGUGGCAGUACUAGCUAUAGUAUACCAGUCAGUAACGUUAGCAAAAGUACGGUUUAUGUAACAAAUGGAAUCCACUGAGACGUGCAGAGUCCUUUCUAUUCAAAGCCAUGUUGUAUCAGGUUAUGUAGGGAAUGAUUCAGCGACAUUUCCUCUUCAGGUAAGCUAUUUUUUACAAUUCCCGUACCAGUGGAACGUGACACCGACACCGGUUUUUCCCGCUGCAGUGGUACCACUGUACACUAAUUAGACCGUGUUCAGCUGCAUGACAGAGUUACCUUUUGAAAAGUGUUUUCAUACUAGAAGUCAAGGAUUCCUUGGUCUUAUUCAAGACUUUAUUCUCUCCUAUUGUCUAGCUCUGACUUAUACCCGAUCGCAUGUUAUUGUGAUGAUCGACAUACGUUCGUUCGAUUUGAUGAACAUUCAACGGAUAUUAUUACUUAUGACAACAUCAAUGAUCAAUGCAGUUGUCAUAUUGUGUGGGAAUGUGUUUUUCCCGAAGUAUUUAGAAUGCGAGCUGUUUUGUUUAGGACAGCAGGGCAGGGAAUGAGAAUCCGCUGGUCAGUGUUUUACAUGGUGAUUAAUCAGUGGCUGAAGAAUUUAGUGCUGGAAAUUUGUAUUUACUGUUUUUGCUAUUCAAAUUUGUAACACGUGAAACAAAGGAAUUUAGUGCUGGAAAUUUGUAUUUACUGUUUUUGUUAUUCAAAUUUGUAACACGUGAAACAAAGGAAUUUAGUGCUGGAAAUUUGUAUUUACUGUUUUUGUUAUUCAAAUUUGUAACACGUGAAACAAAGGAAUUGUUUUUUUUUUUCCAGAUUCAAUGUGCUUCUGGUUGGCACAUUAACAUCAAUAGGUGACUUCAGUGUGAGUAUCGCUAGCGAUACUCAUACUGUACACGCUGACCUGACCUCUCGUUUCAAACCUGAGCAACAAAAACAACAUUAAUUGUAAACAGUGAUGUCUCACAUAGGUGUUCUUAGAUAUAGCCUCUCACGCAGAUGUUUUAGUAACGGCUUCGUCAUGCAUAAUGCCCCAGGAACGUCUCGUGAAACAAGCAGUUAAAAAAAUUAGACCAAUCACAGCACACUUUCAGAUCUCAGAAGUGUAUUUUAGACUGUCCAACCUUUUGAGUGUGAAAAAUCCAUAGAUUGUUAAACCAUGGAGAAAUAACUUGAGCGCCAAAAAUUGGGAUUUUUCCUAUCCCGAUUGUACAUUAGUAAGAUUUCCAGAUUUUCAAGCAAAUUUGGAGCAAUCUUGAUGUAACUGGGACAAAAACGGGAUAAGAACAGAAAGUGUCUGGAAGAUCUCCUUGUUUAGAGCAAAACUCUAAGGUCACAGAUACGCUUCACUUGUGAGUCUCGUUUGGCCUGUCAACGCUUUAUUUCCUACUGAUAAUGAUUCAGGUGGUUGUCCUUCAUGUCCAAAGAAGACUGCGUGUUGUAUGAUCAUCUAUGGAUUCUCUGGUGGCUCUGCAAACUCAGUCUGGGAGGGCAGAGUCUGGAACAGGUGGGGCACUGGAACUCCAUUAUUGUGAUGUCAGCAGAGGAUGCUCUGUGAUGUCGUUCAUAGGUUGCAAUAAGUCUUUGACGGUGGUCAUCCUUGAAAUUGUUGGGGGCUGUGUGGGUCAGUAAGCGCCUGUGACUUCUGUCACUGGCUACAGCCUCAAGUUCUUUCGGCUGGUUGCCCACACCACUGAAGGUUUUCCUUCACAGUGUCCUUGUACUGCUUGCGAGGGCGGCCUUGCUUUUUCUUGCCAGCCUCAAGCUCUCCAUACAACAGUUGACAGGGCAUGCAAUGAUCGUCCAUCCUGAUGACAUUUCCCACCCCUGGUAGCUGGACCUUGAUGAGUAUGGCCUCAGUCCUGGUAAACUCUGCACGGUCCAGGACCUCGAGGUUUGUGAUAUGGUCCUGCCAGUGGAUGCCAACUAUGGAACGAAGGGCACUCAUACGAAAGUUCUCCAGCUAGUUAAUAUGCCUGUGGUACAGUGUCCAAGUAUCAUAUUCAUACAUGUCCUGUACAGCAUGUGCCAGCAUGCGUGUGAAGAAGAGAUUAAACAGGACUGGGGCUAGGAUGCAGCCCUGUUUUAUUCCAUUUGUGAUGGUGAAGACAGCUGACUGGUCACUGAUGCAGAGAACUUAAUUGCCCUGUCAUUCCACCAUGAGGAAGCUGGAUCAACCUCACAAACUUCUUUGGGCAGCCAUAUCUCUCCAGGACCAUCCAGAGGGCCUCCCUGUUGACUGUAUUAAACACCUUUGUCAGAUUUAUAAAGACAGAGAAGAGGGCCUUGCUCUGUUCAAUGCACUUCUCCUGCACCUGUCUGAUGACAAAAUCAUGUCCAGGGUGCUGCACCCUGGUCUGAAGCCACACUGCGCCUCUGGGAGACCUCUUGCAGUUUCCAUGAUCAGUUGGUUCGGGAGAAUGCGAGUAAAGAUCGUUCCUGCUAUGGAAAGAAGUGAGAUGCCUCUGUAGUUUCCACAGUUGGACUUGCUCCCCUUGUUGUUGUAGAGAGUAGUAAUGAGAGCAUUGCAAAAGUCUUCGCAUGGCCUCUUUGCUCCAUACACUUUGCAGAACAUCAUGGAAAGCCUCCAGUGCAUUGGGGCCUGGAGCUUUGAAGAUCUCAGGUGGGAUACUGUCGUUUAUGAUUAUUGGCCUUUUUAUUAAACCAUGACUUAGUGCUGAUUUGUUCUCUGGUAAUUUGCUAGUGAUCUCCAGCUGAUAAUUGCAAACAAAGCGAAAAGGAAUUUAACUGCUUGUUUCAGCACAUGUUCAUGGGGCAGAAACAGAUGAUGAAGCCCCAACAAGUUUAGCGUGAGAGGCCAUCUGGAAUAGGGCCACAUUUCUGGUUUUUAGAUUACGGAUGCAGUUACUGUACUGGAUUGAUAGAGGAAUACAGCUGAUCAAAGAUCUUGCAUUAGGUAUCACAGUCCCUGUGAGACACCAACAAGUGGGAAGGGGGCAGGGGAAGUUGGAGAUGAAAAAUGCCUUUCAAGGUUAAUACUAAGUACUACUGAAAUCCAGUGUAACUAACUGUUAGGACCCUUAAAAACAAAGAAAAAAAAAACAGUCUUGAGCAUUUGAAAUUUUGAAUAGCUGGCUUGACCAUCCUGACCAUCCAUAGGGUCAUGUGACUUUAAUUUCUGAAAGGCAAUAACUGCGUGUGAGAAUGAGCGAUGUAAGUGACAAGAUGAUGCGCAGAGCAGGAAGAAACCUAAAAUGUUCUGAUUUUUAUAACUGCACUCAUGACUCCACUUUACAAAUCCAAUAAUUUCUUAUUGUCACUCUUUCGAAUGCAUGCAGACUCCAAUAUUCUGGUCUUGUUACUAGUGAAAAUCAGACUAAGAGUGGAUUUCCACUGCAGCAUAAUUUUUACGCUCAAAUUUUAUACGUGUAAAUAGUGUAAAGGAAAUGUAUGAAGUGUCAUGAAAAAGUAUGAGUAAAAGUUGAGCGAAGUUCAACUUUUGCCUUUUCUACAUUGCCUCUAAUUUAUUUAUGGACAUCAAUUUUACACGUGUACAGACAUUGAAAUUACUUGACAGUGGAAAUCUACCCUAAAAGGACUAUAGGUACUUGAGGUAAUCCUAUCAUCAUGUUACUCCUUCCUUUUUCAUUUUAGGUUCUUGGAUUUGAGGUUGACACAAUCAAUUCAGUACAACUUUCCAAUCACACUGGUUUGUUUCAUUGUCUAUUAUUAAUAUAAUUGCUUUUGUUGUUGAACAAUAGAAAGUAAAGUAGUUUUUCACGUGUUGUUAUUUUUAAUGCAUAUUUCAAUAUUUUUAUGAUCCCUCCUACUUAAAGUGCCCAUAACCUAAAAUUUUAUAUUUUCUUAUCUGAAAAUACACCUUAUUAAAAUAACUUCUGCUAAAAAAUUUUGCAAUUUGAACGAAAGACGAUUUUUUUAGAAUUUUUUAAAAACUUUCAAAUUUGCCUCCAUUUUGGCACACCAUUCGUCUUAGUCUUCUCUCAGAGUAUGACGUUAUAUGACAUACUUUAAGAAACACGUGACUUUAUCAACAGGAAAACAUUAAGAGUUCUGGUAGGUUUUUCUGUUUCAGAAAAACUUUCUUCUUGCGAAGACGUUGUGAGUCAAUCCUUACUUGUAAUUGAUCUUCUUUGUGUACAGCUGGUGAAGGCAAGGUAAUGUGAGUUCCUUAAUUUACGUCACAUAACGUCAUUUGUGAACCUGCUGGUUUGCGUGACCAGCGUCGGGGGUGUACCACAAAAAUGUAGAUUUUAAAAAUUGGUAAAAAAAUCACGCUUUGUUCAAACCGCAAAAUUUUUUCGCAGAAGUUAUUUUAAUAAGGUAUAGUUUCAGAUAAGAAAAUAAAAAAUUUUAGGUGAUGGCCACUUUAACAAUAUCAUUGUUUUUUUAAACCAGGGCACCUGAUAAUGUGAGAUGGUGCAAUUUGGUACAAUAUUCUAUUAUUAAUGUAAAUCAUAUCUGAUUGCAUAAUCCAUAAGAAAUCCUGUAAUAAACUGCUGCAUAAUCUGCACUAGAUAACGAAUUUAACUGCUAAUUUGAAAAAAUGCACUUUAUUUGAGAAUCAAUGUGAUUUUAAUUAGUACUAAUUGGAGACACUAUCUUUACGGCUACAACUGGAGACAGGAAUGCCAUUUUAUGUGGUCAUCCUAGCCAUGCAAAGGUCUAGCUGCUUGCAGUGCAAGGAGAGUACCUUCAUUUCUCAGUUAUUUUUAAGACCCUGAUAAUUAUUAGUCCAGUUCUGGGAAUCAAACCUACAACCCCCCCCCCCCCCCCCCCCCCCCUUGCAGCAAACGCUCAACCUACUUGGCUUAUCCUGCUGCGGUAAGGCUAUUUAAGUUUCAAAAUACUGUGUUGAGCCUCCGAAAUCUUCCUCAAGUUUUGAUGUUAAUCUAGUGACCAUACGAAAUAUCCACAUUUUCCCAUAAUCCUAUAAUUUGCCCUAUGAUAAACCUUAGAUGUGUGCUUCAUUUGUGUCCCAUCUCCUCAAAAGAUGUCUUAGUUUCCUCCAAAUUUUUUUCACACCAUUACACAGUCUGAUAAACACUUACUUAGGUGCAUGUUUCUGUUUGGUAGGCUAUGAGCAUAUAAAAGGCCAAGUGUUGGAUUCAAAGGAACUUAAAGAACUGUUUGAAGGACUGAAACUCAACAAUUUGCAUCAAUUUUCUCAUCUACUUACAGGUACACAUUUUAACUUUGUUGUAUGCAGCGUAAAACAGGUUGUUCAUAAACCCAUUUGCUCCAGGGAAUUUUGUCAAAAAUCACCUUUUGAGGGUAGUCAAGCUGUUUUCUGGUCGUUGUCUGGCUAUAAUGAGUCAAAAUAAUACCACUUAUAAGUCGGGCUUUUCAAGGCCUAUUUGUCCCAGGUGCAAUGAAAUAUCAGCUUUCGAAGCUUGGGUAUUUGCAGAUAAAAGCAAAAAUUUGGAGAUAGUUUUGGGUUUGAUACUGUCUUAACCUCCCCUCUAAUUUCCCUGUCCUUGCCCCAGUUUGUUCCUUGUGAACACCUUGUUUCUGAAUAGUUCUUUUUCUAUUUUGUCCUUCAAAUAAUUGUUUCCAGAAAUAGUUGACACGCAGACAGCUUUUUCUAGGAAACUCAAAGGGUACGUAAUAGAAAAAUGAAAAUUAACAAUUGCAAAAAAGAAUUAAAGAAGUCUGUUACAAGUUAAGCUCAAAUAUGGGUAGUUGUAGCAGCAUUCUGACUCUCUUUUUUGUAGAAAGUACUACAGGAUUGUGUUAAAAGGUAACGUGAAAGCCAGAUGAAAGUCUAGAAAAACAUGUGAGCUGUUGCUGCUGUUGUCCAAUCAGAAGCCAGUAUUUUUAUUUUCUUGCUACUUAGCAAGAAAAAUGCAACUCUGAUACAGGAUAGUUUUCCAAAUAGCCUCAGUAGGUGAUAAAUGAUCGGUAUGCCGGUACCCUACCCUGCAGUUGCUAAGAUAAUUUUCAUUGUUUAAAAAAUAGGGUCACUCUUUUUGGAUCCAGAGUAAUUUGAACCACUGAUUGAUUUAGUAUAAUAUAAUCUCGUACCCAGAUCUCACUCUGUUUUACACUUUUUUCCCUUGGCCAUGGGAGAUCUGGGUACGAGAUUAAAUAUAAUAUGGAAGCUUUCCUGCAGGAUUUUGAAUUGAUUGAUUACCUUUAUUGAACUUGCAUUAUUAAGGGUUAAUAUUUAAUUGAACAAGCACUUUAAGAAAUUUAAGAAACAUACAGUGAGACAAAAGCUAAGCUAAUGCUAACCACAAAUCUUUGCACCACUCUUGACGUCAUAACUCUCUCGCAAGGCUCUUUGGGUCGACUUUGAUGUACAUUUUAUUGCAUCAGUCUCUAAGGUCAAAAAAAUGCAUUUUUUGCACCAAAGGGUAAAAUAUAGGCCUACAACCAUUUUACAGUCUCUAGUCGGCUGACUGAAUUCGUUUCGCUCUGCAGUAAACGCAGAAUACCCUGCCACAUUGACUACGUGACUGAAAAAAAAAUGGCUACGCGGUAUGCGAAAUUAAUUCAAACGUGGCAUGCUUGCUUGUUUUACUUAAGGCCUUUUUUCAAAGAACGGAGAACUCACUUGCGUAACACGCGCGUUCACUUCGGGAAUUUAUCUGUCACUCAGGCAAUGUAAUUUUUGACCUUACACGCAUUUCCUACUGCCUGCCCCCUUCCCUGCGUAUUUCUUACUGCCUACCCCCCUUCCUUGGGUUAUUUUUUGAAAAUUCAAUAUACGUUGUUCUAAUCAGCUUUGCAGUAGUCUUUGGACUUCUCAUUUUUGGUUCUAAGUAUUUUGGCUGAUUAGAUUCCAACGCCUGUCCCUGUAUCAGGGACCUAGCCUGCCUAGCAGGCGCUUAGAAGUAGUGGGCGCGAGAAAGAACGGGCGCGCGAGAGGGAGACACGCGAGGGGAGAGGGAACUCCCCCUCCCUCAGUCUCCUCUUGCGUGUCUCCCUCUCGCGCGCCCGUUCUCUCUUGCGCCCACACUUCCAAGCGCCUGCUACGCACGCUGUCAGGGACAUCAAGGCUAUGUUCCUACUUUAACGGAUAGCUCAGUUUUCGUGCCGACACGAAAAGCUAUCCGAAAUAGUACGAAUACGUAUCCGAUAUGUAUCGCGCCAAAAUCACCGUUGUAUGUGUACAGAAGCCCUAUCUAACUUAACCACACUACCUAAUAACAGCUUUGCAAGUGCAGCACACUUUUUUGUACAUUUCUUCUCUUUACGGCGUAGACGCCGUCGUAAUGCACCGUCAUAAACUGAGUCGUCUUCCAUCGGGUGAUCACAAGAGAAGCAAACUUCAUUGAUGAUGUGGGGAAGUAACAGAGGCUUUUGGAGUGGCAUUCAUUCCGUCGGAUCCAUUGCUUGAUGUUAAUGUGUACUGCGGUGGUGUUACACUUGCUGUAUACAAUGGUGGGGGCUGUUGGAAGGUAUUGAUGGCCGGUUGCGGGAGGUGAGAUGUGGUGAUUUGUGUUAAGUGCCCGAAAGUAACGUUGGAGAAUGCCAUUAAACGUUGUUGCCGCCUCCGGUGAUAAAAAUAGCCGAAGACUACGAUAGCAACAAUGACAAUAAAUGCACAUGCUGCGGUAACAGGUAUGAUGAUGUUCAGACUGCAUUUCGUGCCAUUCUUACACUUCUUACCACAGCAAACUUGACCACCAGAGCAGUCAAAAUCAUAAGUACAGCCUUGACCACUACAAUCUUUCGCUUGAACACACACAUCAUUACAGCAUGAUUCAUCGAAACCACAUCCCGACUGCCGCACGCAGGAGCGACCGACGCAAUUGUUGCCUGGAACGCAUCUGGAAUUACAGCAUACCGAGUUACUCGGACACUGAGUGUUGGAAGAGCAGUAAUCACCGAGGCAAGGUGUUGUUUUGGAGUGACAAAUCCCGACUGAAGUCUGUCUGCAACACUUUUCCGAAUAUCCGCAAUCGCUUGAGCUGGAACAGGAUUGACCGAUGCACUUCACGCCAGAAAUAAAUGCCCCCAAAACAAUCAACGUACACAAUAUGACACUUUUGUUGUAAGAUAAACAGAUCACCAUACCAACUCUUAGUAAUGCCAUCCUUUAGAUUUGCGAGUUCUCGGCUCUCAACUUCGCCUGAUGAAAUGUUGUCUCAGACGGUUUUAUCCCAGAAAAAUAUGUAAAUUUUAUAGGCGUUUCCUUACGUCAGAUUCCCCUGUAUCCGCCUUACUUACUUACAGAAAUAUAAACCACUUUUUAAUGGCCUCAAUAAGCGAUAAAAGAUCGGUAAACCCUAUGACGUUGCCAAGAUAAUUCAUUGUCAAAAUAGGGUCACUCUUUUCGGAUCCAGUGUAACUUGAACCACUGAUUGAUUUAAUAUAAUGCGGAAGCUGUACUGCAGAAUUUUCAAUUGAUUUAUUACUUUUACUGAACUUGCAUAAAAUUUAACAAGCGCUAUCAGAAAUUUAAGGAAGUGAGUGACAGUGAGACGUAAGAGGUCUUGACUUUACUAAUUUUAACCACAAAUCUUUGCACCACUUGUGACGUCAUAACUCUCUCGGGGGUUCCUUGGGUCGACUUUGAUGUACACUUUAUUGCAUCAGUCUAUGGGGUAAAAAGAAGGCAUAUUUCGCAAAAUUCUCCGCAGAGGGUAAAAUGUAGGCCUACGACCAUUUUACAGUCACUGGUCAGCUGACUGAAUUCGUUUCUCUUUUUUACAACUUUCUUUCUUGGCUCUGGAGUAAACGCAGAAUACCCUGCCACAUUGACUACGUGACUGAAAAACAGUGACUACGCAGUAUGCGGAAUUAACUCAAGCGUGCACGCCUGUUUUUCUUUUUUUCAAAGAACAAGGAAAUAACUUUUAUUUCUCACUUAAAGAAUGUAUUUUUGACAUUACAUGUAUCUCUUAUUGCGUACCCCCAGACUGAGGGGGAGGGUAAUUGGGUUAAUUUUUGCUUGGUAUGUGCCGCUGGCCUCUCAGAGCCCCUGUAGAUCCCAUUUUAGUCACUUCUGGGCAAAUGUAAUUUUCGCGAUCCCAACUUAGUCACUUUCUAUUUAUGCAUCUACCUUAUCAAUCUUUUAAAUAGCUCAUCCUAAAAUGAAUUGACCCAUUUUUUUAAAUUGACUGAAGACUUUACUUUUUACGUACAGUAGAAACAUUGAGGUACUUUUGCUAACCUUAAAUACAAAGAACUUUCCUACCCAAAAAUCCGAAAAUGUGUGACCCUAUUCUAUUUACUUACUUCAAAAUGCAACUUCAUUAUAGUCAAUCCAGUCGUGAAAAUACGACCCCAUUCAGCGGCACAUCCCCACUAGCCUCUUAUAAGAAAGUACCCCCGCCCGCCCCCCGGGGCCGCCUGUCCGUGUACCAGGGACCCUAUCUUCGUACUUUAACGAAUAGCUCAGUUUUCGUGCCAAUACGAAAAGCUAUCCGAAAUAGUAUGAAUACGUAUCCGAUAUGUAUCGCGCCGAAAUCCCCGUUGUAUGUGUGAACAGUUACCACGUAAAACAGAAACGUACGAGAGUGCUAAGUGCGUUCCAUGCAACACACGUAAGUGUACCCAUAACGGAUUCGUAAGUGACCCACUUAAGUGAGCACUUAAGUGUAGGUUUUAUGCAACCGGGGCCUUUUUGCCGAGGCCAAAGACUUAGUGGUCACCUUAGAAAAGCGAACAAUAUCGUAUCUUUCUGUCUCAGCCCGGAUCAGGGUGAUUGAUCCGUUUAGCCAAAUGAAACGAGAAUAUAAUACGAUAUAGGACGAUGCAGACUCUGCGAAUCGUAAUAACUUUGUCCCAUCUCAGAACCUUACAUGAUGCUCUCCGGGAAACUUUUCUCAAAGUGACCAAUAUUUAAAACUAAACUGCUAAACGGCAUCGAGACCAGCUUUAGGCGCCCGCUGAUUUCAAACUGAUAACUGUCACUUGUAUUAAAGAAAGAAUUGUGGGUAGGGAAAAAAAUAGGGAGGGGGGCGGGGGAGUAAGAUAGUAAUUCUGUCUACAUCCACUUCUACACAAAUCCAUAACCACAAGACAGGCCAAAAAAAUACGACAUAAGCAAACAACACAGUAAACAAGCUAUUAGACAGGGGAAGUUGAGAAAAAUUACAAAAUGUUUGCUAACCCGGUUUUCAUAUUUUUUACAUUACAUGUAUCUCUUACUGCGUACCCCCCAGGGGGAGGGUAAUUGGGUUAAUUUUUGCUGUGUAUGUGCCGCUAGCCUCUCAGAGCCCCUGUAGAUCCCAUUUUAGUCACUUCUGGGCAAAUGUAAUUUUCGCGAUCCCAACUUAGUAAACACUCACCCCACUAGCCUCUUAUAAGGAAGUACCCCCCCCCCCCUCUGGGGCCGCCUGUCCCUAUACAAGGGACCUUAAGGCUAUCUUCCUUCUUUACCGGAUAGCUCGGUUUUCGUGCCGACACGAAAAGCUAUCCGGAAAAUUAUAAAUACCUAUCCGAUAUGUCAGUCUCCACUUAAGAGAUCGGCGCGGUGCGGCGCUGCUUCGCACCGUUUCGGAAAUCGCGCUGAAAUCAUCGUUCUAUGUGUGAACAGAAGCCGUAUCUAACAACAACACUACUAGCCCUACUACCCUGCGUAGCAAGCGUUUUCAAUCGAGUUAUUGCGCGAAAGGUAGAGCGGGAGCUAAAAGCAAAUGGAAAGACGAAGGGGAGGGAGAAAAGGAAACCUUCUCUCCCCUCCCCUCCCCCGUCAUUUCUUUUUUCAGGGUUCGUACAGGUCAUGGAAAACCAACAACAACAACAACAACAAAACUUUAUUAAUAAACAAAUAAAAUUACAGACUAAAGAAACACAGAAUUAAACAAAUAAAUUGUAAAAGGAGAAACUAAUAAGCAAGAUUGUUGUUUUUUGACGUGUUUGACUAAUUGAACGUUAGUGAUUUUCUUCAGUUGAUUCUUUAGAUCUUGAAUUUCUUUUCGUAACGCUUGGUUUUCUUUCCUUAGUUUCUCAGUUCCGGUCAUAGUUGAGUAAAAGUUAAAAGAUUUAGAAGAAAUUUAGUAAGAAGCCCAGAGUGAUCGAGAACACGCCCGACUAGUACGCUCUCGGUACCAGUUUUCUCUGGGAAGUCAUGAAAUUUAAGAAUUUCAUUUUCCAGGCCUGGAAAGUCAUGGAAAAUUAAGGCUAUGUUUGGGAGACUAGUCACUGCAGAUAUUAAAGCAAGGACAGUGUAAAAUUGAGACGAGUGAUUAAACAUUGCAAAUGGUACGCAUUUUAGUGGACACCAGAGUUUGUCUGUUGUGCUGAGUUGGGGAAAAAAAUACCCUAAAACAAGGAAAAUUUUGAGGGACGCGUUCGAAUGUUGUUGAAGGGAGGGGAUUUAGAUCUGUGACUCUGGAUGCUACUCAAUCGCGAAAAGGCUGUCGGGAUUCCGGCGGAAUAGUCUUACUUUAAAAAUGCAUUUUAUGAGUGGAUUUCAAUUAUCAAAAAGACCUGCAAUUUCUUAUGGUUCAAGAUUGACAAAGACUAUGCCAAAACCGUCAAAGAUAUCUAUACGCGUGGCCUUUAUAUACCUCCAUGUAAUUCACUGUAUUUCAAUGUAGAAUUAUUUGAAGAAAGGAGUUUAUGGGUGACUUGAACGCUAGAACAGGAAAGUAUUCCGACAGUGUUUGUUAAGAGGGAAAUAACCUCAUUACAAACGACCAAUCAGAAUUCUCUCUCUGUCCAACCCAGAGAAAUAGUUUUGUUAACGAAUUAAACAGUCACGGUAAAAGGCUCGUUGAAAUUGUAAAAGUGCAGACCCUAGGAUUCUACAGGGAAGAGUCAGUGGUGAUACCCUAAGAAGAGUAACGUUUCAUGGAAAAAACGGAGUGAGUGUAGUUGACUACGUAGUGUGAGACCAGGGUCUUUUAUCACACGUUGCAAAUUUUGUAGUCAAAGGUCCACUGCAGUUGUUAGACCAUAGCCCUAUUACUACUUGGCUGAAUAUUAACAAAAAGACGAGUUUCAAUCCCACCGUACUUGAAGGAGAUACUUCAACGCGUUUACCGAAACAAUUUCUGUGGGAAAACGACUCCGCUCAAAAAUUCAAGGAUGCUCUGAGGUGUCCCGGUAUACAAACACUAAUACGCGAUUAUAUUGCCGGCGACACAUUCAAUGAAAAUACUGAGCUAUCCCUCGAAAAGGUGGAAAACAUUUUAAUCACAACGGCUAAGUGUUGUUUAAAGAUAAGAGCAGGUAAAACGUGAAAGCGUAUCAAAUAAUUAUCAAACAAAAAACGGUUCGAUAAAGAAUGUCGUUUGAAAAGGCAUGAAUUACGAAAACUAGCAAACAAGAAACAUCAAGACCCUUUGAAUACUAUACCAUACGUGAGCAAUACCAUGAUACUCUGGCCCAAAACAAGAAAUUACUUAAUUCUAAAAAGAAUGAUUAUUACAAUGCCAAGAUUUCUGAGCUAGAAAAAACUGCAUACAAUUCAGGGGCGAAAACUUUCUGGCAAUUCCUCAAAUCGACGGACGACACUAGAAAAGGAGAGGAUUUUCCAUCAAUCUCGGAAGAAAAACUGGCUGCAAUAUUUCCACAAUCUUCAUUCAAUGGAACCUCUUAACCCAGCACAGCAAAACAUUUGCAAUGAUUUACGACAAAAUCAAUGCCAUGGUCAACACUCUUGUACUUUAGAUUUCAUGAUAACUGAAAGAGAAAUACGUAAAGCUGCAAAAAAGUUAAAGAAUAAUAAAUCACCAUUUUCCGAUAAAAGUAGAAAGGAAAUGAAAUGCCACAGACUUGGUGUGGUGGUGUUAUUAUUCCCAUUUAUAAAUCGGGCGGACGAAGCGAUCAGGCAAACUACCUGGGUAUCUGUGUCUCCAGCUGCCUGGGAAAACUAUUUUGUUCCAUCUUAAACCAACGACUUUUCGAGUAUAUCGUUUUCUUUGAAUAUACUCCACAAAUCUCAAAUUGGCUUUUUACCGAAUAACCGCACAGCAGACCACGUCUUCACUCUCCGAGUACGUUCAUAAUCACAACGGAAAGAUCUAUGCUUGUUUUGUAGAUUUCAAAGGCGCUUUUGACUCGGUCUGGCAUGACGGGCUCUUGAAUAAGGUGCUGCAAAUUGAUGCAGGUGGUUCUUUUUAUAACUAAAUUAAAAACUUGUAUCACAACUCUUCCUGCUCGAUUAAAAUUGCCCCAAAACAGACGCGAUCAUUGCGUUAUGCGAGAAUUGUGCGGCAAGGCUGUAUCUUAAGUCCACUGCUUUUUAAUCUUUACAUUAACGACCUACCUUUCGCAUCUGAAAAUACAUUAUCUGAUCCUUUUGUUUUGCCAAACGGUGCAAAACUAAAUUCUCUAUUAUAUGCAGACGAUUUAAUCAUUUUAUCACGAUCCAAAACAGGACUACAAAAUUGCCUCGAUAAACUAUUUUCAUUCUGUACUUCAUGAAUGAUGAAAAUCAAUCGCCAAGAAAACAAGAAUUAUGGUUUUUCAGAAACGUGCGAGAAAAAAUGCUGAUUUUCACUUUCUCAUAGAUAGUCAAAUUAUUGAUGUUGUACAAGAGUACACUUACUUAGGAACUCGAAUGUCCUCAUCGGGAAAUUUUUCAGUCACGUGAACAUCUCAAGGAGAAAGCUCUUCAUGCACUCUUCAGCUUGAGAGGACACACGAAUCUUAGCAAACUAAAAGCAGCUCUCGCCUGUAAAAGAUUUGAUACUAUGAUCUCUCCUAUUCUAACAUAUAACAGUGAAAUUUGGAGUGUGUAUGCCAAACCAGAUUUUAAGACCUGGGAAGGCUCACAAAUCGAGAAGGCACACCUUCAAUUUUGUAAACGAAACUUGAAGCUAUACAACAAAGCUUCUAAUAUGGCUUGUAGAGCAGAGCUUGGUCGUGUUCCUUUAAAUAUCUCUAUCAAUCAAAAAAUUCUCAAAUACAUUUUGUAUAUACAGUCUAAAGAUGAGAGAUCUCUCGUCAAACAGGCUUUUUUAAUGCCAUUCGACUUACACUAUAAUGGCAAAAAUAGCUUCCACUCUCAUUUAAUGAAUAUGUCAAAAUACUUCAAGCUUACUGACUUUAAAAAUGAUUUUUUAGAUAUACCUAUGGUAAAAAGCUAUGUAAGUUCAAUGAAACAGGAAUAUAUCUCAUCUUGGCAAAACACCCUUCAACAUUCUCAAAAACUUGAAUUUUAUAGAUCUUUUAGAACCGAUCAUACCUCUUCUAAUGACUCUAACUAGCAUCAAUUCUUUGAUGUUUCGAACUCAUAUUUGCAUCGUCAACAGUACAUACGAAGUAGAAAGAAGGCACACUUCGGACGGCGAGCUUUGUACUAUAGUAAUAGCACUGCUACGACUCAGCUCUUACUGUUGACACUAUCUGGAAAUGUGGAGUCUAAUCCCAGCCCUCAAGGAAGUCAUAAUAACUCUUCUAAAACACUAUGUGCUUAUUAUGCUAAAGCCAUGAGACGGAAUCAAAAUGGCGUCCGCUGCUCGUCCUGUUUGGCAGUAUUCCAUAACAAAUGUACGAAAAUGAGCAAAAAUGAGCUGUCCUACUGCCGGAGAGAAGGGACCUGGAUUUGCUUUACUGGUAUGCCUCAGUUUUCUGAUAGCUUCUUUGACGAUCUGUCCCCUUCAACGGCCUACGAUUUAAGCUCCAAUGGCGAGGAUUUUGAGAUUGUAGAGGAACAUUCAGUGGACUCUGUUGACUGGUUUUCUAGGAACGUCAAUGGCUACUACAAGUCCAAUCUGAAAAUAGCUUACUUCAACGUCAACUCUUUACAACAUAAGCUUGACGAGGUGAAAAAUAUGCUUAACAAGAGCCUAUUUGACAUUCCUUUUAUUUCCGAGACAAAACUCGAUGGCACAACCUCAGAUAGUUUUCUCCAACAACCGUGAUAUCGCACUAUUCGACGUGGUCGUAAGAAAGGAGCUGGUGGUUUGAUAGCUUUUGUACGUGAAGAUCUUCCUGUCUGUCGACGACGUAAUCUGGAGCCUGAAUCAGUCGAAUCAUUAUGUUUAGAUUACAUGGAAGCAAGAAAGGCUCGCUCUAUAGUGUGUGCGUGCUACAGAUCACCUAAAUUCUGUCAAAUCACUGAUUUCUUGUCGUCGCUUACAUCAGCCACAGAGCUUAUGUACGAGAGCCGUCAGGAAAUAUUAUUUAUUGGUGAUUUUAAUAUCGACAAGCUCGUUAGGUAGCAUGGUGAUGAUCCAGAGAAUAACUCACUCAUGGACUUUUGCGAUAGGUUUUGUUUGCAAAACCAAAUAAGUGAACCGACUAGGGUGGCUGAAAAAACAAUGAGUUUACUUCACGUUAUUCUCGCUAGCCAUCCAGAACGAUACGCAACUUGUGGUAAUUUGCAUAUGGGACUCAGCGACCACGAUCUUGUUUAUGCAGUGCGAAAGAAUAAAUUACCAAGGGCUAAGGCACGUGUAAUUGAAUACAAAGUAUGCGACCAGAAAAAGUUGACAUGCAGACAGCUUUUUCUAGGAAAAUCAAAGGGUAGGCAAUAGAAAAACGAAAAUUAACAAUUGCAAAAAAGAAUUAAAGAAGUCUGUUACAAGUUUAGCUCAAAUGUGGGUAGUUGUAGCAGCAUUCUGACUCUCUUUUUUGUAGAAAGUACUCCAGGAUUGUGUUAAAAGGUAACGUGAAAGCCAGAUGAAAGUGUAGAAAAACAUGUGAGCUGUUGCUGUUGUUGUCCAAUCAGAAGCCAGUAUUUCACCUCUGCAGUAGACUUAGCAAGAAAAAUGCGACUCUGAUACAGGAUAGUUUUCCAAAUAGCCUCAGUAGGUGAUAAAUGAUCGGUAUGUCAGUACCCUACCCUGCAGAUUCUAAAAUAACUUUCAUUGUUAAAAUAGGGUCACUCUUUUUGGAUCCAGAGUAAUUUGAACCACUGAUUGAUUUAAUAUAAUAUAAUCUCUUACCCAGAUCUCACUCUGUUUUACACUUUUUUCCCUUGGCCGUGGGAGAUCUGGUUACGAGAUUAAAUAUAAUAAGGAAGCUUUCCUGCAGGAUUUUGAAUUGAUUGAUUACCUUUAUUGAACUUGCAUUAUUAAGUGUUAAUAUUUAAUUGAACAAGCACUUUAAGAAAUUUAAGAAACAUACAAUGAGACAAAAGCUAAGCUAAUGCUAACCACAAAUCUUUGCACCACUCUUGACGUCAUAACUCUCUCGCAAGGCUCCUUGGGUCGACUUUGAUGUACAUUUUAUUGCAUCAGUCUCUAAGGUCCAAAAAAUGCAUUUUUUGCACCAAAGGGUAAAAUAUAGGCCUACGACCAUUUUACAGUCUCUAGUCAGCUGACUGAAUUCGUUUCGUUCUGCAGUAAACGCAGAAUACCCUGCCACAUUGACUACGUGACUGAAAAAAAAAUGGCUACAUGGUAUGCGAAAUUAAUUCAAACGUGGCAUGCUUGUUUUACUUAAGGCCUUUUUUCAAAGAACGGAGAACUCACUUGCAUAACACGCGCGUUCACUUCGGGAAUUCACAAAAUUAAUGUCCAGUGCUGGCCACAAGAUCUCUACUUUCCUUUUUCAUCCUUAGUUCCAUACUUCUCAGAGGUUUGGAAGUGUGGAAAAGUCUGACAAACUCAGGAUAAUGUCACACUUUUCCCACAGGCACUAACCCCUUGUCAUUCUUGACUUAGUUCCACACUUCUCAGAGGUCUGGAAGUGUGGAAAAGUCUGACAAAGUCAGGAUAAUGUCACACUUUUCCCACAGGCACUAAUCUGUUGUCAUUACUUUGUCAGACUACUCCACACUUCCACACCUCUGAGAAGUGUGGGACUAAGUAAGAAGUGAAGAAACUCUGGAUUUCAUGGCCAGGGCUGGACAUGGCUCAACUUAGUCACUUUCUAUUUAUGCAUCUACCUUAUCAAUCUUUUAAAUAGCUCAUCCUAAAAGGAAUUGACCCAUUUUUUUAAAAUGACUGACGGCUUUACUUUUUACGUACAGUAGAAAGAUUGAGUUACUUUUGCUAACCGUUAAUGUAAAGAACUUUCUUACCCCAAAAAUCGGAAAAUGUGCGACCCUAUUCUAUGUACUCUCUUGAAAAUGCAGCCCCGUUAUAGUCAAUCCAGUCGUGAAAAUGCGACCCCAUCCAGCGGCACAUUCCCACUAGCCUCUUAUAAGGAAGUACCCCCCCCCACCCCUCCCCCCGGGGCCGCCUGUCCGUGUACCAGGGACCCUAUCUUCGUACUUUAACGGAUAGCUCAGUUUUCGUGCCGACACGAAAAGCUAUCCGAAAUAGUACGAAUACGUAUCCGAUAUGUAUCGCGCCGAAAUCCCCGUUGUAUGUGUAAACAGAAGCCUUAUCUAACUUAACCACACUACCUAACAACAGCUUUGCACGUGCAGCACACUUUUUUGUACAUUUCUUUAUCGUCACCGCACCACCACGACGUGAAAAUGUUUAUUUCCACUUCUCUUCACGGCGUAGACGCCUUCGUGAUGCACCGUCAUAAACUACGUCGUCUUCCAUCGGGUGGUCACAAGACAUGCGAACUUCAUUGAUGAUCUGGGGAAGUAACAGAGGCUUUUGGAGUGGCAUUCAUUCCGCCGGAUCCAUUGCUUGAUGUUAAUGUGUACUGCGGUGGUGUUACACUUGCUGUGUACUCUGGUGGGGGCUGUUGGAAGGGAUUGUUGACCGGUUGCGGGAGGUGAGAUGUGGUGCUUUCUGUCAAGGGCCCGAAAGGAACGUUGGAGAAAGCCAUUAAACGUUGUUGCCGUCUCCGGUGAUAAAUAUAGCCCAAGACUACGAUAGCAACAAGGCCAAUAAAUGCACAUGCUGCGGUAACAGCUAUGAUGAUGUUCAGAUUGCAUUUCGUGCCAUUUUUACACUUCUUACCACAGCAAACUUGACCACCAGAGCAGUCAAAGUUAUCAGUACAGCCUUGACCACUACAAUCUUUCCCUUGAACACACACAUCAUUACAGCAUGACUCAUCGAAACCACAUCCCGACUGCAGCACGCAGGAGCGACCGAUGCAAUUGUUGCCUUGAACGCAUCUGGAAUGACAGCAUACUGAGUUACUCGGACACUGAGUGUUGGAAGAGCAGUAAUCACCGAGGCAAGUUGUUGUUUCCAAGCGACAAAUCCCGACUGAAGUCUGUCUGCAACACUUUUCCGAAUAUCUGCAAUCGCUCGAGCCGGAACAGGAUUGACCAAUGCACUUCACGCCAGAAAUAAAUGCCCCCAAAACAAUCAACGUGCACAAUAUGAUAUUUUUCUUGUAAGAUAAACAGAGCAUCAUACCAACUCUUAGUAUUGCCAUCCUUUAGAUUUGCGAGUUCUCGGUUCUCGACUUCGCGUGAUGAAAUGUUGCCUCAGACGCUUUUACCACAGAAAAAUAUGUAAAUUUUAUAGGCUUUUUCUGACGUCAGAGCCUCCUGUAUCCGCCUUACUUACUUACAGAAAUAUAAACCACUUACUAGACUUAAUAAUGGCCUCAAUAAGCGAUAAAUGAUCGGUAAACCCUAUGACGUUGCCAAGAUAAUUCAUUGUUAAAAUAGGGUCACUCUUUUCGGAUCCAGUGUAACCUGAACCUUUGAUUGAUUUAAUAUUAUGCGAAAGCUGUACUGCAGAAUUUUCAAUUGAUUUAUUACCUUUAUUGAACUUGCAUAAAAUUUAACCAGCGCUAUCAGAAAUUUAAGGAAGUGAGUGAUAGUGAGACGUAAGAGGUCUUGACUUGACUAAUUUUAACCACAAAUCUUUGCACCACUUGUGACGUCAUAACUCUCUCGCGAGGCUCCUUGGGUCGACCGUGAUGUACAUUUACACUAUAUUGCAUCUUCAGUCUCUGGGGUCAAAAAAAUGCUUGUUUCACAAAAUUCUCCGCAGAGGGUAAAAUGUAGGCCUACGACUAUUUUACAGUCACUGGUCAGCUGACUGAAUUCGUUUCGCUUUUUUACAACUUUCUUUCUUGGCUGUAGAGUAACCGCAGAAUACCCUGCCACAUUGACUACGUGACUGAAAAACAGUGGCUACGCGGUAUGCGGAAUUAACUCAAGCGUGGCACGCCUGUUUUUCUUUUUUUCAAAGAACGAGGAAAUCACUUUUAUUUCUCACUUAAAGAAUGUAUUUUUGACAUUACAUGUUUCUCUUAUUGCGUACCCCCAGGGAGAGGGUACUUAGAUUAAUUUUUGCUGUGUAUGUGCCGCUAGCCUCUCAGAGCCCGUGUAGAUCCCAUUGUAGUCACUUCUGGGCAAAUGUAAUUUUCGCGAUGCCCACUUAGUCACUUUCUAUUUAUGCAUCUACCUUAUCAAUCUUUUAAAUAGCUCAUCCUAAAAAGAAUUGACCCACUUUUUUUUAAAAUGACUGAAGACUUUACUUUUUACGUACAGUAGAAAGAUUGAGUUACUUUUACUAACCUUUAAUGUAAAGAACUUUCUUACCCCAAAAAUCGGAAAAUGUGCGACCCUAUUCUAUUUACUCUCUUGAAAAUGCAACCCCAUUAUAGUCAAUCCAGUCGUGAAAAUGCGACCCCAUCCAGCGGCACAUCCCCACUAGCCUCUUAUAAGGAAGUACCCCCGGGGGGGGCGCCUGUUCGUAUACCAGUGACCUUAAGGACAUCUUCGUACUUUACCGGAUAGCUCGGUUUUCGUGCCGACACGAAAAGCUAUCCGGGAAAUUAUAAAUACCUAUCCGAUAUGUCAGUCUCCACUUAAGAGAUCGGCGCGGCGCUGCUUCGCACCGUUACGGAAAUCGCGCCGAAAUCAUCGUUCCAUGUGUGAACAGAAGCCCUAUCUAACAACAACACUACUAGCCUGCGUAGCAAGCGUUUUCAAUCGAGUUAUUGCGCGAAAGGUAGAGCGGGAGCUAAAAGCAAAUGGAAAGGCGAAGGGGAGGGAGAAAAGGAAACCUUCUCUCCCCUCCCCUCCCCCGUCAUUCCUUUUUUCAGGGUUCCUACAGGUCAUGGAAAACCAACAACAACGACAACAAAACUUUAUUAAUAAACAAAUAAAAUUACACACUAAAGAAACACAGAAUUAAACAAAUAAAUUGUAAAAGUAGAAACUAAUAAGCAAGAUUUUUGUUUUUUGACAUGUUUGACUAAUUGAACGUCAGUGAUUUUCUUCAGUUGAUUCUUUAGAUGUUGAAUUUCUUUUCCUAACGCUUGGUUUUCUUUUCUUAGUUUCUCAGUUCCGGUCAUAGUUGAGUAAAAGUUAAAAGAUUUAGAAGAAAUUUAGUAAGAAGCCCAGAGUGAUCGAGAACACGCCCGACUAGUACGCUCUCGGUACCAGUUUUCUCUGGGAAGUCACGAAAUUUAAGAAAGGCAUGGAAAAUUAAGGCUAUGUUUGGGAGAUUAGUCACUGCAGAUAUUAAAGCAAGGACAAUGUAAGAUAGAGACGAGUGAUUAAACAUUGCAAAUGGUACGCAUUUUAGUGGACACCAGAGUUUGUCUGUUGUGCUGAGUUAGGGCAAAAAAAUACGCUAAAACAAGGAAAAUUUUGAGACGCGUUCGAAUGUUGUUGAAGUGAGGGGAUUUAGAUCUGUGACUCGGGAUGCUACUAAAUCGCGAAAAGGCGGUUGGGAUUCCCGCGGAAUAGUCUUACUUUAAAAAUGCAUUUCAUGACUGGAUUUCAAUUGUCAAAAAGACCUGCAAUUUCCUAUGGUUCAAGAUUGACAAAGACUAUGCCAAAACCGUCAAAGAUAUCUAUACGUGUGGCCUUUAUAUACCUCCAUGUAAUUCACCGUAUUUCAAGUAGAAUUAUUUGAAGAACUUGAAAAUGACAUCGAAAUAUUUUCUUCCCAAGGCUCAAUUCUCCUUAUGGGUGACUUGAACGCUAGAACAGGAAAGUAUUCAGACAGUGUUUGUAAAGCGGGAAAUAACCUCAUUACAAACGACCAAUCAGAAUUCUCUCUUUGCCCAACCCAGAGAAAUAGUUUUGAUAACGAAUUAAACAGUCGUUUGAAAAGGCAUGAAUUACGAAAACUAGCAGACAAGAAUCAUCAAGACCCUUUGAAUACUAUGUCAAACGUGAGCAAUACCAUGAUACUCUGGCCCAAUACAAGAAAUUACUUAAUUCUAAACAGAAUGAUUAUUACAAUGCCUAGAUUUCUGAGCUAGAAAAAACUGGAGACAAUUCAGACGCGAAAACUUUCUGGCAAUGCCUCAAAUCGACAGACGACACUAGAAAAGGAGAGGAUGUUCUAUCAAUCUCGGAAGAAAAUUGGCUACAAUAUUUCCACAAUCUUCAUUCAAAUGAACCUCUUAACCCAGCGCAGCAAAACAUUUGCAAUGAGCUACGACAAAAUGAAUGCCAUGGUUAACACUCUCGUCCUUUAGAUUUCAUGAUAACUGAAAGAGAAAUACGUAAAGCUGCAAAAAAGUUAAAGAAUAAUAAAUCACCAUUUUCGGAUAAAAUUAGAAAUGAAAUGAUAAAAGCUAGUAUUGAUACACUGAUGCCCGUAUAUGAAAAACUAUUUAAUUCAAUUCUUAACCAAGGGACCAUGCCACAGACUUGGUGUGGUGGUCUUGUUACUCCCAUUUAUAAAUCGGGCGGACGAAGCGAUCAGGCAAACUACCGGCGUAUCUGUGUCUCCAGCUGCCUGGGAAAACUAUUUUGUUCCAUCUUAAGCCAACGACUUUUCAAGUAUAUCGUUUCUUUGAAUAUACUCCACAAAUCUCAAAUUGGCUUUUUACCGGAUAACCACACAGCAGACCACGUCUUCACUCUCCGAACCUUGAUAGAUAAGUACGUUCAUAAUCACAACGAAAAGAUCUAUGCUUGUUUUGUAGAUUUCAAAGACGCUUUUGACUCGGUCUGGCAUGACGGGCUCUUGAAUAAGCUGCUGCAAAUUGAUGUAGGUGGUUCUUUUUAUAACUUAAUUAAAAACUUAUAUCACAACUCUUCCUGCUCGAUUAAAAUUGCCCCAAAACAAACGCGAUCAUUCCGUUAUGCGAGAGGUGUGCGGCAAGGCUGUAUCUUAAGUCCACUGCUUUUUAAUCUUUACAUUAACGACCUACCUUUCGCAUCUGAAAAUACAUUAUCUGAUCGUUUUGUUUUGCCAAACGGUGCAAAACUAAAUUUUCGAUUAUAUGCAGACGAUUUAAUCAUUUUAUCACGAUCCAAAACAGGACUACAAAAUUGCCUCGAUAAACUAUCUUCAUUCAAUUCUGUACUUCAUGGAUGAUGAAAAUCAAUCCCAUGAAAACAAGAAUUAUGGUUUUUCAGAAACGUGCGAGAAAAAAUGCUGAUUUUCACUUUCUCAUAGAUAGUCAAAUAAUUGAUGUUGUACAAGAGUACACUUACUUAGGAACUCGAAUGUCCUCAUCGGGAAAUUUUUCAGUGUCACGUGAACAUCGCAAGGAGAAAGCUCUUCAUGCCCUCUUAAGCUUGAGACGACACACGAAUCUUAGCAAACUAAAAGCAGCUCUCGCCUAUAAAAUAUUUGAUACUAUGAUCUCCCCUAUUCUAACAUAUAACAGUGAAAUUUGGCGUGUGUAUCCCAAACGAGAUUUUAAGACCAGGGAAGGCUCACAAAUCUAGAAGGCACACCUUCAAUUUUGUAAGCGAUACUCGGAGGUAAACAACAAAGCCUGUAAUAUAGCUUGUAGAGCACAAAACAAGCAUUUUUAUUGUCAUUCGACUUACACUAUAAUGGCAAAAAUAGCUUCCACUCUCAUUUAAUGAAUAUGUCAGAAUACUUUAAGCUUUCUGACUUUAACCCUGAUUUAUUAGAUACAGCUAUGGUAAAAAGCUAUGUAAGUUCAAUGAAACAGGAAUAUAUCUCAUAUUGGCAAAACACCCUUCAACAUUCUCAAAAACUUGAAUUUUAUAGAUCUUUUAAAACCGAUCAUACCUUCUCUAGUUACUUAGACUUAACAAGAGGAACAGCUGGGAGAAGGGCUUUAGUAAAACUACGAAUAAGAAAUCACAAACUAAUGAUAGAAAUAGGCAGCUACAAUCAACCUACGAAGGAUGAUAGGCAUUGCCCUUUUUGUAGAUGCAAUGUAAUAGAAGACGAAGUUCACUUUCUUUUCCAGUGUCCUACAUACUCUAUGAUUAGGAAUAAAUUUUACGAUAAAGUCAAGACUCUGAUUCCAGAUAUUACCCAGUUACCUAUAAACGGUUUGAUCAAUGAACUGAUGAACUCUUCUUAUUAUUUUAUCAAUAUACAAUUCAUAAAACAUAUUUCAGCUUGUUUUGAUGUUCGUAACAAAUUAUUAUCAAAGUAACGUAAUUGCCCUGUGUUGUAAUUUUGAUUCCUAAACAUAGCUUUUGCAAUACUGUAUGUGCUUUUAUGGUCAUGCAAAUAAAGUUCGUCGUUGUUGGUGGUGUUGAGAAAUAUUUAACGUGGCAGCUAAACAUAAGGUCAUCGAAAACUUGGAAAGUUCAUGGAAAAAGUCAUUAAAAGUCAUGAAUUUGAAGAGUUCAAAAGAGUAUGAACCCUGUUUUUUGCUCUUGCCCUAAGUUUCUCGACAAACUCGCGUGGAAACGCUUGCUAUGCAGACUACAACACUACCUGACAACAGCUUUGCACGUACAGCACACUUUUUUGUACAUUUUUUUUGUCGUCACCGCACCACCACGACAUGAUUAAGCUACGGUCAAAUUUUCCUUCUCUUUACGGCGUGGACGCCAAAUUUUUCUUCUCUUUAAGGCCUUUAGAUAUGUUCCUUAGGAAUUCAACUCCAGUAGAUUUCGCCAACAUUUGACAAAGAAAGUGAAAUGAAAUAAUUGAGAUGAAGAUCGAAAAAAUGCUAAUGCACUUUUUAAGCGACGUUUUCGUCGCCGUUGCCGUCGCCGUCGCCGUCCUCGGUUCUUAAGUCCCUAGUAAGUAAAUUAGGACGCCGUCGUAAUAAACCGUCAUAAACUGAGUCGUAUUCCAUCGGGUGAUCACAAGACAGGCAAACUUCAUUGAUGAUGUGGGGAAGUAACAGAGGCUUUUGGAGUGGCAUUCAUUCCGUCGGAUCCAUUGCUUGUUGUUAAUGUGUACUGCAGUGGUGUUGCACUUGCUGUGUACCCUGGUGGGGGCUGUUGGAAGGGAUUGUUAACCGGUACGAGUAUGUUACAACGGCUCCGCCGCCUAAUCUCACUCGACUACUACACAAUACCGCCAGCUACGCAGGCUAGGUUGUGGGAAGUGAGAUGUGGUGCUUUCUGUUAAGUGCCCGAAAGGAACGUUGGAGAAUGCCAUUAAACGUUGUUGCCGUCUCGGGUGACAAAAAUAGCCGCAGACUACGAUAACAACAAUGACAAUAAACGCACAUGCUGCGGUAACAGGUAUGAUGAUGUUCAGAUUGCAUUUCGUGCCAUUUUGACACUUUUUAUCACAGCACGCUUGACCACCAGAGCAGUCAAAGUCAUAAGUACAGCCUUGACCACUACAAUCUUUCCCGUAAACACACAAAUCAUUACAGAAUGAUUCAUCGAAACCACAUCCCGACUGCAGCACGCAGGAGCGACCGAUGCAACUUUUGCCUGGAACGCAUCUGCUACCACAGCAUACCGAGUUACGCGGACACUGAGUGUUGAAAGAGCAGUAAUCAGGGGCACCCAACGAGAAUAUAGUUCAAAACUACUUAAUCAUAGCAUUGUAAACGUAUUUUAGUAUUUAAACGGUAUAUAUAGACAUAUUUUUAUCCCCUAAAAAUUUUUCAUCUGUUUGGAUUUCCUAGCUGAAAGUCUAGUGAUCCGAAAAUCUUACCUUUUAGAAAAUUUCAGCCAGAAAAAAGGCUCCCGAACAUUCUAGGUGACCUUUUUAGGGUAAAAAUGGGCAAUUAUACCAUUUUUUAGAUGUUCGAAAAUCCUGGGAGAGGCAGGCUAGCAAGAAAUUUGACAAAAAAUGAUCCGAAAAUUCUAGAUCUCAAAUCGUCUUCCGAACAGUUAUUUUCCUCAAAUUGACGUUGGGUGCCCCUGAGUAAUCACCGAGGCAAGGUGUUGUUUUGAAGUGACAAAUCCCGAUUGAAGUCUGUCUGCAGCACUUUCUCCGGAAUAUCCGCAAUCGCUUGAGCUGGAACAGGAUUCACCGACGCACUUCACGCCAGAAAUAAAUGUUCCCAAAAUAAUCUAUUAAGUACAAAAUAUGACAUUUUCUUGUAAGAUAAACAGAGCACCAUACCAACUCCUAGUAAUGCCAUCCUUUAGAUUUGCGAGUUCUCGGCUCUCAACUUCGCGUGGUCAAAUGUUUUUGCAGACGCAUUUAUCCCACAAUAUAAAUUUUAUAGGCUUUCCUGACGUCAGAGCGACCUGUAUCCGCCUUCCAUAUUUCCAGAAAAGUAAACCACUUUUCAAGACAAAGAACAGACCUCACUACCGGCUUUUUAUUUAGUAUUUUACAGAAUAGUUGUUGGGAUUGAUCUCAGACACUUAACCUCUAUUCUUUUUUUUUUUCAAUUGAUGCGAAAAAUCCCAUUAUUCUUCGAAAGAGACAAAAACAAAAUGAAAUUGUUAGAGCGUUAAACCUCCCCGCAUUGAGUGAUUCUCACAGUAACAUGAAGUCUAUGAGUCAGCAAAUUGCCAUCGUUUCCAUGUCAACCAUUACCCGGUAUUGAAAGAACGGGUUUUGAUAUAGCUACAGGCCUAAUUCCUGAUAUUGCUAUGGCGGAAUCAUUUCAGCUGCUUGCAAAUAUCAUCGAUGGCAUGCUUGGUUUGCUCUAGGGCCUUUAUUGUAAGGAACGAGGAUAUCACAACUAGACGCGCGUUCAUUUUGGAAAUUUAUUUCUCACUUAGGGAAUACAUGUAUUUCUUGAAGUUAUUACUUAUUGCGUACCGCUUACCAUGUAGCUACCAGGGACCUUAAGGCUAUGUUCAUACUAUGUUGGAUAGUUCAGUUUUCGUGCCGACACCAAAAGCUAUCCAGUAUAGCAUGAACACUUAUCCUUUAUGUGACUGUACUUUAAAGAUCGGCCCGGCGCUGCUUUGCUCCGUUACAGAAAUUGUGCCGUUCUUUCUGUGUUCAUAAGCCCUGUCUGGUAAAGUUUUAUGCCGGCUAAGAAGCUAUCCGGUAAAGUGGACACAGCCUGAAAUCGGGCGACAACGAUGGCGACGAGAACGCGUCAGAAAAUCAAUGGGUUCUGAAAAAAACAACAACAACAGCAGCGUUGCACGUGCAGCACACUUUCUUUCUUCUACGUUUCUUUGCCGUCAACGCACGACCACGACGGGAAAAUGUCCAUUUUCAGGUUUUAUAAAGGACAAAAACAAGCGAAGACCAGAUUUUCCUUCUCUUUAUGGCCUUUAGAUAUGUUCCUAAGGAAUUCAACUCCAGUAGAUUUCGCCUACAUUUGGCACAGAAAGUGAAAUGGAAUAAUUGAAAUGAAGAUCGAAAAAAUGCUAAUUCACUUUUUAAGCGACGUUUUCGUCGCCGUUGCCGUCGCCGUCCUCGGUUCUUAAGUCCCUAGUAAGUAAAUUAGGACGCCGUUGUAAUGAACCGUCGUAAACUGAGUCGUAUUCCAUCGGGUGAUCACAAGACAGGCAAACUUCAUUGAUGAUGUGGGGAAGUAACAGAGGCUUUUGGAGUGGCAUUCAUUCCGCCGGAUCCAUUGCUUGAUGUUAAUGUGUACUGCGGCGGUGUUGCACUUGCUGUGUACUCUGGUGGGGGCUGUUGGAAGGUAUUAUUGACCGGUUGCGGGAGGUGAGGUGUGGUGCUUUCUUCUAAGUGCCCAAAAGGAACGUUGGAGAAUGCCAUUAAACGUUGUUGCCGCCUCCGGUUAUAAAAAUAGCCGAAGAUUACGAUAACAGCAAUGACAGUAACUACACAUGCUGCGGUAACUCCUAUGAUGAUGUAUAGAUUGCAAUCUGAACCUUGACAAGUCCCACUACAACAGCUUUCUGAAAUUUGACAAUCGUUACUCUUCGAACAGGACUGAGCGAUGCAAUUCGUGCCAUUUUUACACUUCUGACCACAGCAAACUUGACCACCAGAGCAGUCAAAGUUAUCAGUACAGCCUUGACCACUACAAUCUUUCCCUUGAACACACACAUCAUUACAGCAUGAUUCAUCGAGACCACAUUCCGACUGCAGCACGCAGGAGCGACCGAUGCAACUGUUGCCUGGAACGCAUCUGAGAUCACAGCAUACCGAGUUACUCGGACACUGAGUGUUGGAAGAGCAGUAAUCACCGAGGCAAGGUGUUGUUUCGAAGUGACAACUCCCAACUGAAGUCUGUCUGCAACACUUUUCCGAAUAUCCGCAAUCGCUCGAGCUGGAACAGGAUUGACCGAUGCACUUCACGCCAGAAAUAAAUGCCCCCAAAACAAUCAACGUACGCAAUAUGUCAUUUUUCUUGUAAGAUAAACAGAGAACCAUACCAACUCUUAGUAAUGCCAUCCUUUAGAUUUGCGAGUUCUCGACUCUCGACUUCGCGUGAUAAAAUGUUGUCUCAGACGGUUUUAUCCCAGAAAAAUAUAUAAAUUUAAUAGGCGUUUCCUUACGUCAGAUCCCCCUGUAUCUGCCUUACUUACUUACAGAAAUAUAAACCACUUUUUAAUGGCCUCAAUAAGCGAUAAAUGAUCGGUAAACUCUAUGACGUUGCCAAGAUAAUUCAUGGUUAAAAUAGGGUCACUCUUUUCGGAUCCAGUUUAACUUGAACCACUGAUUGAUUUAAUAUAGUGCGGAAGCUGUACUGCAGAAUUUUCAAUUGAUUUAUUACCUGUAUUGAACUUGCAUAAAAUUUAACAAGCGCUAUCAGAAAUUUAAGGAAGUGAGUGACAGUGAGACUUUAAGAGCUCUUGACUUGACUAAUUUUAACCACAAAUCUUGAUUGGUUUAAUAUAAUGCGGAAGCUGUACUGCAGUAUUUUCAAUUGAUUUAUUACCUGUAUUGAACUUCCGUAAAAUUUAACAAGCGCUAUCAGAAAUUUAAGGACGUGAGUGACAGUGAGACGUAAGAGCUCUUGACUGGAGUAAUUUUAACCACAAAUCUUUUAAUUGACCCAUUUUUUUAAAUUGACUGAAAACUUAACUUUUUACCUACAGCAGAAACAUCGCGACAUAAUUGACCAAUCAGAUCAAUAACCAGAGUAUAAUACCAUCAACUGACGUGAUACAACUCACUUUGAUUCUGACGAUGACUACCGUACAGGUUGUCGAAACGUGAGUUACUGUCAACAACAGUCCUAUUCAGGACUACGUUCACCCGGACGAUCAAACUCAACCUACUUUUGAAAACUUUAUUAAUAACCAAAUAAAAUUACAGACUGGAGAAACACAGAAUUAAACAAAUAAAUUGUAAAAGUAGAAACUAAUAAGCAAGGUUUUUGGUUUUUGAUAUAAUGACUAAUUGAACGUUAGUGAUUUGCUUCAGUUGAUUCUCUAGAUCUUAAAAUUUCUUUUCGUAACGCUUUGUUUUCUUUCCUUAGUUUCUCAGUUCCGGCCAUAGUUGAGUAAAAGUUAAAAGAUUUAGAAGAAAUUUAGCAAGAAGCCCACAGUGAUCGAAAACACGCCCGACUAGUACGCUCUCGGUACCAGUUUUCUCUGGGAAGUCAUGAAAUUUAAGAAUUUCAUUUUCCAGGCGUGGAAAGUCAUGGAAACUUAAGGCUAUGUUUGGGAGACUAGUCACUGCAGAUACUAAUGCUAGUAAAAUGUAAGAUAGAGACGACUGAUUAAACAUUGCAAAUUGUACGCAUUUUAGUGGACACCAGAGUUUGUCUGUUGUGCUGAGUUAGGGCAAAAAUACCGUAAAACAAGGAAGAUUUUGAGACGCGUUCGAAUGUUGUUGAAGUGAGGGGAUUCAGAUCUGUGACUCAGGAUGCUACUCAAUCGCGAAAAGGCGGUCGGGAUUCCGGCGGAAUAGUCUUACCUUUUUAAAAUACAUUUCAUGACUGGAUUUCAAUUGUCAAAAAGACCUGCAAUUUCCUAUGGUUCAAGAUUGACAAAGACUAUGCCAAAACCGUCAAAGAUAUCUAUCUAUACGUGUGGCCUUUAUAUACAUCAGUGUAAUUCACCGUAUUUCAAUGUAGAAUUAUUUGAAGAAGAGAGUUUAUGGGUGACUUGAACGCUAGAACUGGAAAGUAUUCCGACAGUGUUUGUAAAGAGGGAAUAACCUCAUUACAAACGACCAAUCAGAAUUCUCUCUCUGCCCAACCCAGAGAAAUCGUUUUGUUAACGAAUUAAACAGUCACGUUAAAAGGCUCCUUGAAAUUGUAAAAGUGCAGACCUUAGGAUUCUACAGGGAAGAGUCAGUGGUGAUACCCUAGGAAGAGUAACGUUUCAUGGAAAAAACGGAGUGAGUGUAGUUGACUACGUAGUGUGUGACCAGGGUCUUUUAUCACACGUUGUAAAUUUUGUAGUCAAAGGUCCACUGCAUUUGUUAGACCAUAGCCCUAUUACUACUUGGCUGAAUAUCAGGGGCGGAUCCAGGAUUUUUCUUAGGAGGGGGUGCGCCACUAACUGACUGAUGACGUAAAAAAUUUUAAAAGCAAAUACGAAGAGGGCUUUUGACUAGGACAUAACAUAAUGUGAACUGCUGAGAAUACAUAUCAAACGAUAGAGCAGAUUUUGUAUGUCUGUGAAGCGACUGCACAGUGUUGAUUAGAAAGUGGCCGCAGGUCAUCCCAGGGGGGGGGGGGUGCGCACCCCUGCACCCUCCCCCUGGAUCCGCCCCUGAAUAUUAACAAAAAGACGAGUUACAAUCCCACCACACUUGAAGGAGAUACUUCAACGCGUUUACCGAAACAAUUUCUUUGGGAAAACGACUCCGCUCAAAAACUCAAGGACGCUCUGAGGUCUCCCUGUAUACAAACACUAAUACGCGAUUAUAUUGCCGGCGACACAUUCAAUGAAAAUACUGAGCUAUCCUUCGAAAAGGUGGAAAACAUUUUAAUCACAACGGCUAAGUAUUGUUUAAAGAUAAGAGCAGGUAAAACGUGUAAGCGUAUCAAAUCAUUAUCAAACAAAAAAUGUUUCGAUAAAGAAUGUCGUUUGAAAAGGCAUGAAUUACGAAAACUAGAAACAUCAAGACCCUUUUAAUACUAUACCAUACGUGAGCAAUACCAUGAUACUCUGGCCCAAUACAAGAAAUUACUUAAUUCUAAAAAGAAUGAUUAUUACAAUGCCAAGAUUUCUGAGCUAGAAAAAACUGGAGACAAUUCAGACGCGAAAACUUUCUGGCAAUGCCUCAAAUCGACGGACGACACUAGAAAAGGAGAGGAUGUUCCAUCAAUCUCGGAAGAAAAUUGGCUACAAUAUUUCCACAAUCUUCAUUCAAAUGAACCUCUUAACCCAGCACAGCAAGACAUUUACAAUGAGCUACGACAAAAUGAAUGCCAUGGUCAACACUCUCGUACUUUAGAUUUCAUGAUAACUGAAAGAGAAAUGCGUAAAGCUGCGAAAAAGUUAAAGAAUAAUAAAUCACCAUUUUCGGAUAAAAUUAGAAAUGAAAUGAUGAAAGCUAGUAUUGAUACACUGAUGCCCGUAUAUGAAAAACUAUUUAAUUCAAUUCUUAACCAAGGGACCAUGCCACAGACUUGUUGUGGUGGUCUUGUUACUCCCAUUUAUAAAUCGGGCGGAAGAAGCGAUCCGGCAAACUACCGGCGUAUCUGUGUCUCCAGCUGCCUGGGAAAACUAUUUUGUUCUAUCUUGAACCAACGACUUUUCGAGUAUAUCGUUUCUGUGAAUAUACUCCACAAAUCUCAAAUUGGCCUUUUACCGAAUAACCGCACAGCAGACCACGUCUUCACUCUCCGAACCUUGAUAGAUAAGUACGUUCAUAAUCACAACGAAAAGAUCUAUGCUUGUUUUGUAGAUUUCAAAGACCCUUUUGACUCGGUCUGGCAUGACGGGCUCUUGAAUAAGCUGCUGCAAAUUGAUGGAGGUGGUUCUUUUUAUAACUAAGUUAAAAACUUAUAUCACAACUCUUCCUGCUCGAUUAAAAUUGCCCCAAAACAAACGCGAUCAUUCCGUAAUGCGAGAGGUGUGCGGCAAGGCUGUAUCUUAAGUCCACUGCUUUUUAAUCUUUAUAUUAACGACCUACCUUUCGCAUUUGAAAAUAUAUUAUUUGAUCCUUUUGCUUUGCCAAACGGUGCAAAACUAAAUUCUCAUAUAUAUGCAGACUAUUUAAUCAUUUUAUCACGAUCCACAACAGGACUACAAGAUUGCCUCGAUAAACUAUCUUCAUUCUGUACUUCAUAGAUGAUGAAAAUCAAUCCCAAGAAAACAAGAAUUAUGGUUUUUCAGAAACGUGCGAGAAAAAAUGAUGAUUUUCACUUUCUCAUAGAUAGUCAAAUAAUUGAUGUUGUACAAGAGUACACUUACUUAGGAACUCGAAUGUCCUCAUUGGGAAAUUCGUCAGUCACGUGAACAUCUCGAGGAGAAAGCUCUUCAUGCCCUCUUCAGCUUGAGACGACACACGAAUCUUAGCAAACUAAAAGCAGCUCUCGCACAAGAAGGCACACCUUCAAUUUUGUAAGCGAUACUCGGAGGUAAACAACAAAGCCUCUAAUAUAGCUUGUAGAGCAGAGCUUGGUCGUUUUCCUUUAAAUAUCACUAUCAAUCAAAAAAUUCUCAAAUACAUUUUGUAUAUACAGUCUAAAGAUGAGGAAUCUCUCGUCAAGCAAGCGUUUUUAUUGUCAUUCGACUUACACUGUAAUGGCAAAAAUAGUUUCCACUCUCAUUUUAUGAAUAUAUCACAACACUUUAAGCUUCCUGACUUUAACCCUGAUUUAUUAGAUAUAGCUAUGGUAAAAAGCUAUGUAAGUUCAAUGAAACAGGAAUAUAUCUCAUAUUGGCAAAACACCCCUCAACAUUCUCAAAAACUUGAAUUUUGUAGAUCUUUUAAAACCGAUCAUACCUCCUCUAGUUACUUAGACUUAAGAAGAGGAACAGCUGGGAGAAGGGCUUUAGUAAAACUACGAAGGAUAAUAGGCAUUGCCGUUUUUGUAGAUGCAAUGUAAUAGAAGACGAAGUUCACUUUCUUUUCCAGUGUCCUACAUACUCUAUGAUUAGGAAUAAAUUUUACUAUAAAGUCAAGAGUCUAAUUCCAGAUAUUACCCAGUUACCUAUAAACGGUUUGAUCAAUGAACUGAUGAACUCUUCUUAUUACUUUAUCAAUAUACAAUUCAUAAAAUAUAUUUUAGCUUGUUUUGAUGUUCGUAACAAAUUAUUAUCAAAGUAACGUAAUUGCCCUGUGUUGUAAUGUUGAUUCCUAAACAUAGCUUUUGCAAUACUGUAUGUGCUUGUAUGCAUGCAAAUAAAGCUCGUUGUUGUUGUUGAGAAAUAUUUAACGUGGCAGCUAAACCUAAGGUCAUGGAAAAAGUGGAAAGUUCAUGGAAAAAGUCAUGGAAAGUCAUGAAUUUGAAAAUCUCGAAAGAGUAUGAACCCUGUUUUUUGCUCUUGCCCCAACUUUCUCAACAAACUCGCGUGGAAACGCUUGCUAUGCUUACUACAACACUACCUAACAAAAGCUUCGCACGUGCAGCACACUUUUUUGUACAUUUUUUUAUCGUUACCGCUCCACCACGACGUGAAAAUGUUUAUUUUCACGAUUUAUGGAGGACAUGAUUAAGCGACGGUCAAAUUUUCCUUCUCUUUACGGCGUGGACGACAAAUUUUCCUUCUCUUUAUGGCCUUUAGAUAUGUUCCUUAGGAAUUCAACUCCAGUAGAUUUCGCCUACAUUUGACAAAGAAAGUGAAAUGGAAUAAUUGAGAUGAAGAUCGAAAAAAUGCUAAUUCACUUUUUAAGCGACGUUUUCGUCGCCGUUGUCGUCGCCGUCCUCGGUUCUUAAGUCCCUAGUAAGUAAAUUAGGACGCCGUUGUAAUGAACCGUCGUAAACUGAGUCGUAUUCCAUCCGGUGAUCACAAGACAGGCAAACUUCAUUGAUGAUGUCGGGAAGUAACAGAGGCUUUUGGAGUGGCAUUCAUUCCGCCGGAUCCAUUGCUUGAUGUUAAUGUGUACUGCGGUGGUGUUGCACUUGCUGUAUACUCUUGUGGGUGCUAAUGGAAGGGAUUGGUGAUCCGUUGCGGGAGGUGAGAUGUGGUGCUUUCAGUUAAGUGCCCGAAAGGAACGUUGGAGAAUGCCAUUAAACGUUGUUUCCGCCUCCGGUGAUAAAAAUAGCUGCAGACUACGAUAACGACAAUGACAAUAAACGCACAUGCUGCGGUAACAGGUAUGAUGAUGUUCAGAUUGCAUUUCGUGCCAUUUUGACACUUUUUACCACAGCACGCUUGACCACCAGAGCAGUCAAAGUCAUAAGUACAGCUUUGACCACUACAAUUUUUCCCAUAAACACACAAAUCAUUACAGAAUGAUUCAUCGAAACCACAUCCCGACUGCAGCACGCAGGAGCGACCGAUGCAACUUUUGCCUGGAACGCAUCUGCUACCACAGCAUACCGAGUUACGCGGACACUGAGUGUUGAAAGAGCAGUAAUCAGGGGCACCCAACGAGAAUAUAGUUCAAAACUACUUAAUCAUAGCAUUGUAAACGUAUUUUAGUAUUUAAACGGUAUAUAUAGACAUAUUUUUAUCCCCUAAAAAUUUUUCAUCUGUUUGGAUUUCCUAGCUGAAAGUGUAGUGAUCCGAAAAUCUUACCUUUUAGAAAAUUUCAGCCAGAAAAAAGGCUCCCGAACAUUCUAGGUGACCUUUUUAGGGUAAAAAUGGGCAAUUAUACCAUUUUUUAGAUGUUCGAAAAUCCUGGGAGAGGCAGGCUAGCAAGAAAUUUUACAAAAAAUGUUCCGAAAAUUCUAGAUCUCAAAUCGUCUUCCGAACAGUUAUUUUUCUCAAAUUGACGUUGGGUGCCCCUGAGUAAUCACCGAGGCAAGGUGUUGUUUUGAAGUGACAAAUCCCGAUUGAAGUCUGUCUGCAGCACUUUCUCCGGAAUAUCCGCAAUGGCUUGAGCUGGAACAGGAUUUACCGAUGCACUUCACGCCAGAAAUAAAUGCUCCCAAAAUAAUCUAUUAAGUACACAAUAUGACAUUUUCUUGUAAGAUAAACAGAGCACCAUACCAACUCCUAGUAAUGCCAUCCUUUAGAUUUGCGAGUUCUCGGCUCUCAACUUCGCGUGGUCAAAUGUUUUUGCAGACGCAUUUAUCCCAGAAUAUAAAUUUGAUAGGCUUUUUCUGACGUCAGAGCGACCUGUAUCCGCCUUCCAUAUUUCCAGAAAAGUAAACCACUUUUCAAGACAAAGUACAGACCUCACUACCGGCUUUUUAUUUAGUAUUUUACAGAAUAGUUGUUGGGAUUGAUCUCAGACAGUUAACCUCUAUUCUUUUUUUUUUUCAAUUGAUGCGAAAAAUCCCAUUAUUCUUCGAAAGAGACAAAAACAAAAUGAAAUUGUUAGAGCGUUAAACCUCCCCGCAUUGAGUGAUUUUCACAGUAACAUGAAGUCUAUGAGUCAGCAAAUUGCCAUCGUUUCCAUGUCAACCAUUACCCGGUAUUGAAAGAACGGGUUUUGAUAUAGCUACAGGCCUAAUUCCUGAUAUUGCUAUGGCGGAAUCAUUUCAGCUGCUUGCAAAUAUCAUCGAUGGCAUGCUUGGUUUGCUUUAGGGCCUUUAUUGUAAGGAACGAGGAUAUCACAACUAGACGCGCGUUCAUUUUGGGAAUUUAUUUCUCACUUAGGGAAUACAUGUAUUUCUUGACGUUAUUACUUACAGCGUACCGUUUACCAUGUAGCUACCAGGGACCUUAAGGCUAUGUUCAUACUGUGUUGGAUAGUUCAGUUUUCGUGCCGACACCAAAAGCUAUCCAGUAUAGCAUGAACACUUAUCCUUUAUGUGACUGUACUUUAAAGAUCGGCCCGGCGCUGCUUCGCUCCGUUACAGAAAUUGUGCCGUUCUUUCUGUGUUCAUAAGCCCUGUCUGGUAAAGUUUUAUGCCGGCUAAGAAGCUAUCCGGUAAAGUGGACACAGCCUGAAAUCGGACGACAGCGACAGCGACGAGAAGGGGUCAGAAAAUCAAUGGGUUCUGAAAAAACAACAACAGCAGCAGCGUUGCACGUGCAGCACACUUUCUUUCUUCUACAUUUCUUUGCCGUCAACGCACGACCACGACGGGAAAAUGUCUAUUUUCAGGUUUUAUAAAGGACAAAAACAAGCGAAGACCAAAUUUUCCUUCUCUUUCCUUAGCAAUUCAACUCCAGUAGAUUUCGCCUACAUUUGACACAGAAAAUGAAAUGGAAUAAUUGAAAUGAAGAUCGAAAAAAUGCUAAUUCACUUUUUAAGCGACGUUUUCGUCGCCGUUGCCGUCGCCGUCCUCGGUUCUUAAGUCCCUAGUAAGUAAAUUAGGACGCCGUUGUAAUGAACCGUCGUAAACUGAGUCGUAUUCCAUCGGGUGAUCACAAGACAGGCAAACUUCAUUGAUGAUGUGGGGAAGUAACAGAGGCUUUUGGAGUGGCAUUCAUUCCGCCGGAUCCAUUGCUUGUUGUUAAUGUGUACUGCGGCGGUGUUGCACUUGCUGUAUACUCUGGUGGGGGCUGUUGGAAGGUAUUAUUGACCGGUUGCGGGAGGUGAGGUGUGUUGCUUUCUUCUAAGUGCCCAAAAGGAACGUUGGAGAAUGCCAUUAAACGUUGUUGCCGCCUCCGGUUAUAAAAAUAGACGAAGAUUACGAUAACAACAAUGACAGUAACUACACAUGCUGCGGUAACUCCUAUGAUGAUGUAUAGAUUGCAAUCUGAACCUUGACAAGUCCCACUACAACAGCUUUCUGAAAUUUGACAAUCGCUACUCUUCGAACAGGACUGAGCGAUGCAAUUCGUGCCAUUUUUACACUUCUGACCACAGCAAACUUGGCCACCAGAGCAGUCAAAGUUAUCAGUACAGCCUUGACCACUACAAUCUUUCCCUUGAACACACAUAUCAUUACAGCAUGAUUCAUCGAGACCACAUUCCGACUGCAGCACGCAGGAGCGACCGAUGCAACUGUUGCCUGGAACGCAUCUGAGAUCACAGCAUACCGAGUUACUCGGACACUGAGUGUUGGAAGAGCAGUAAUCACCGAGGCAAGGUGUUGUUUCGAAGCGACAACUCCCAACUGAAGUCUGUCUGCAACACUUUUCCGAAUAUCCGCAAUCGCUCGAGCUGGAACAGGAUUGACCGAUGCACUUCACGCCAGAAAUAAAUGCCCCCAAAACAAUCAACGUACGCAAUAUGUCAUUUUUCUUGUAAGAUAAACAGAGAACCAUACCAACUCUUAGUAAUGCCAUCCUUUAGAUUUGCGAGUUCUCGCUUCUCGACUUCGCGUGAUCAAAUGUUGGUUGAGACGGUUUUUUCCCCCCAAAAUAUGUAUAUUUUAUAGGCGUUUUCUUACGUCAGAUCCCCCUGUAUCCGCCUUACUUACUUACGGAAAUAUAAACCAAUUUUUAAUGGCCUCAAUUAGCGAUAAAUUAUCGGUAAACCCUAUGACGUUGCCAAGAUGAUUCAUUGUUAAAAUAGGGUCACUCUUUUCGGAUCCAGUGUAACCUGAACCUCUGAUUGAUUUAAUAUUAUGCGAAAGCUGUACUGCAGAAUUUUCAAUUGAUUUAUUACCUUUAUUGAACUUGCAUAAAAUUUAACAAGCGCUAUCAGAAAUUUAAGGAAGUGAGUGAUAGUGAGACAUAAGAGGACUUGACUUGACUAAUUUUAACCACAAAUCUUUGCACCACUAGUGACGUCAUAACUCUCUCGCGAGGCUCCUUGGGUCGACCGUGAUGUACACUUUAUUGCAUCUUCAGUCUCGGCCUACGACUAUUUUACAGUCACUGGUCAGCUGACUGAAUUCGUUUCGGUUUUUUACAACUUUACCCUGCCACAUUGACUACGAGACUGAAAAACAGUGGCUACGCGGUAUGCGGAAUUAACUCAAGCGUGGCACGCCUUUUUUUCUUUUUUCAAAGAACGAGGAAAUCACUUUUAUUUCUCACUUAAAGAAUGUAUUUUUGACAUUACAUGUUUCUCUUAUUGCGUACCCCCAGGGAGAGGGUACUUAGAUUAAUUUUUGCUGUGUAUGUGCCGCUAGCCUCUCAGAGCCCGUGUAGAUCCCAUUGUAGUCACUUCUGGGCAAAUGUAAUUUUCGCGAUCCCCACUUAGUCACUUUCUAUUUAUGCAUCUACCCUAUCAAUCUUUUAAAUAGCUCAUCCUAAAAUGAAUUGACCCAUUUUUUUAAAAUGACUGAUGACUUUACUUUUUACGUACAGUAGAAAGAUUGAGUUACUUUUACUAACCGUUAAUGUAAAAAACUUUCUUACCCCAAAAAUCCGAAAAUGUGCGACCCUAUUCUAUAUACUCCCUUGAAAAUGCAGCCCCAUUAUAGUCAAUCCAGUCGUGAAAAUGCGACCCAAUCCAGCGGCACAUCCCCACUAGCCUCUUAUAAGGAGGUACCUCCCGCCCGAGCGGGGGGCGCCUGUUCCUAUACCAGGGACCUUAAGGACAUCUUCGUACUUUACGGAUAGCUCGGUUUUCGUGCCGACACGAAAAGCUAUCCGGAAAAUUAUAAAUACCUAUCCGAUAUGUCAGUCUCCACUUAAGAGAUCGGCGCGGCGCUGCUUCGCACCGUUACGGAAAUCGCGCCGAAAUCAUCGUUCUAUGUGUGAACAGAACCCCUAUCUAGCAACAAUACUACUAGCCCUACUAGCCUGCGUAGCAAGCGUUUUCAAUCGAGUUAUUGCGCGAAAGGUAGAGCGGGAGCUAAAAACAAAUAGAGGGGGGAAGGGGUGGGGAGAAAAGGAAACCUUCUCUCCCCUCCCCUCCCCCGUCAUUCCUUUUUUUCAGGGUUCGUACAGGUCAUGGAAAACCUGGAAAGUCAUGGAAUUUAAGAAUUUCAUUUUCCAUGCCUGGAAAGUCAUGGAAUUUAGUUUUCGGUCCUGGAAAGUCAUGGGAAAUUAAGGCUACAUGUUUGGUAGACUAGUCACUGCAGAUAUCAAAGCAAGGGUAAUGUAACGUAGAGACGAGUGAUUUAACAUUGCAAAUGGUACGCAUUUUAGUGGACACCAGAGUUUGUUUGUUGUACUGAGUUAGGGCAAAAAAUACCCUAAAAAAAGGAAAAUUUUGAGAAUUAUUUAACGUGGCAGCUAAACCUAAGGUCAUGGAAAAAGUCAUGGAAAGUCAUGAACUUGAAGAACUCAAAAGAGUACCAGCCCUGUUUUUUGCUCACGUCCACACUUUCUCGACAAACUCGCGCGGAAAGGCUUGCUAUGCAGACUACAACACUACCUAGCAACACAUUUCUGUACAUUCUUUAUCGUCACCACACCACCACGACGUGAAAAAGUUUAUUUUCACGUUUUAUGGAGGACAUGAACAAGCGACGGUCAAAUUUUCCUUCUUUUUGCGACGUAGUCGCCGUCGUAAUGCACCGUCAUAAACUGAGUCAUAUUCCAUCGGGUGAUCACAAGACAUGCAAACUUCAUUGAUGAUUUGGGGAAGUAACAGAGGCUUUGAAAGUGGCAUUCAUUCCGUCGGAUCCAUUGCUUGAUGUUAAUGUGUACUGCGGUGGUGUUACACUUGCUGUAUACAAUGGUGGGGGCUGUUGGAAGGUAUUGAUGGCCGGUUGCGGGAGGUGAGAUGUGGUGCUUUGUGUUAAGUGCCCGAAAGGAACGUUGGAGAAUGCCACUAAACGUUGUUGCCGCUUCCGGUUAUAAAAAUAGCCGAAGACUACGAUAGCAACAAUGACAAUAAAUGCACAUGCUGCGGUAACAGGUAUGAUGAUGUCCAGAUUGCAUUUCGUGCCAUUUUUACACUUCUUACCACAGCAAACUUGACCACCAGAGCAGUCAUGGUCAUAAGAACAGCCUUGACCACUACAAUCUUUCCCUUGAACACACACAUCAUUACAGCAUGAUUCAUCGAAACCACAUCCCGUCUGCAGCACGCAGGAGCGACCGACACAAUUGUUGCCUGGAACGCAUCUGCGACCACAGCAUACCGAGUUACGCGGACACUGAGAGCUGGAAGAGCAGUAAUCACCGAGGCAAGGUGUUGUUUUGAAGUGACAAAUCCCGACUGAAGUCUGUCUGCAACACCUUUCCCCGGAAUAUCUGCAAUCGCUUGAGCUGAAACAGGAUUCACCGAUGCACUUCACGCCAGAAAUAAAUGCCCCCAAAACAAUCAACGUACACAAUAUAACAUUCUUCCUGUAAGAUAAACAGCGCACCAUACCAACUCCUAUUAAUGCCAUCCUUUAGAUUUGCGAGUCCUCGGCUCUCGGGUUCGCGUGGUCCAAUGUUGCUGCAAACGCAUUUCUCUCACAAUAUAAAUUUAUAGGCUUUCUCUUACGUCAGAGCCACCUGUAUCGGCCUUCCUUAUUUCCAGAAAUGUAAACCACUUUUCAAGACAAAGUACAGCACUCACUAGCGGCUUUUUAUUUAGUAUUUUGUAGAAUAGUAGUUGGGAUUGAUCUGAGACACUUAACCUCUAUUCUCGCUUUUCGUGUGAUGAGAAAAAUCCCAUUAUUCUUCGAAAGACACAAAAAGAAAAUGAAAUUGUUCGAGCGUUAAACCCCCCACAUUGAGUGAUUCUCGCAAUAACAUGAAGUCUAUGAGUCAGCAAAUUGCCAUCGUUUCCAUGUGAACCGUUACCUGGUAUAAAAAGAACGGCUUUUGAUAUAGCUACAGGCCUAAUUCCUGAUAUUGCUAUGGCGGAAACAUUUCAGCUACUUGCAAAUAUUUUGUCAGUGUGCGUAUUUUUUAAAUUCAUAUAUAGUUAAUAUAUUAAUGAAUAGACAGUAAUCAAUUCUAAUAUCUGAUGUAGCGGUGCGUUAGAUUUCGAAUUUGACGUUGUUAGAUACAACAGUAUCCCUGUUCUUUAUGAUAAUCAUUUUCAUAACAGCCAAAAAUAUAAUGUGAAAUGUCAUGUGAUGAUUGUGAAAACAAGUUUUAUUUUUUUUAUUUUUUUUAUUAUAUGUGGUACACAUUUUUGCACCCCUAUUCAGUUUCUUAGCUUGGCUCAACAACGUUUCUGAGCUCCAUAUUGCUGCGUUUUCAUUUCAUCGUCUCAAUUAAUGAUUCAUAAAAUAGUAGAGAAAUUAAUGUUUGAUGAUAGUUUUGAAAUCACAUAAAAAAAAACUCCUCAAUUUUUCUCUCAAAAUUUCCCCUCCUGGAAUCACUUUAGUGUUUGGGAUUCGACAUAGUAUUUUGUCACAAUUUACACUCCCUUGUCAGUGACUUAAAACAUCGUGUCUCAUAUUCGAAGAAGUGUUGCGCGGUAGUGUUAUAUACCACGAUAUUCUUCCUCGAGUGUAAACGAAGCUGUAAUUUUUUGUUCUAAAUUAUAAAGAGGAUAUAACCGCGGCAGGACUAGCUCAGUCGCUAGAGCGCUUGACUGUAGAGCGGGAGGUCGUGGGUUCGAUUCUCAGGGUCAGACCAAUUCUUAGGGUCUUAGGGUGCGUUCGAGUGGGAAAUCCGGAUUUAGAUUUUCAAAAUCUAAAUCCGGAUUUCCCAAUCGAACGCGAAAUCCGAAAACGGAUUUCACCUCCGAGAAAUCCGUCCUCAGGGUGGAUUUCAAUUAAGAAAUCCAAAUCCGGAUUUUUUGGAUUUCCCUUUUUGUCGUUCGAUUGGGAAAUCCGAAAAAGGAUUUACUAAACUGUUCUCGUGAUCAGCGGUAUUCUUUUUACUAAUUAUGCGUGCGCAUGCAAGACCGCUGUUCCUAAGGACAGUUUUUCAAAUCCUUUUUCGGAUUUCCCAAUCGAACGGUAAAAAGGAAAAUCCAAAAACAAAUAUUUCAGCGUGUAAAUCCAUUUUCGGAUUUCGCGUUCGAUUGCAAAUCCUAAAUCCGGAUUUUAAAAACUAAAUCUAGAUUUCCCAAUCGAACGCACCCUUAAAUUAACUAAGAAAUGAAGAUACACCAUUUGUAUUGCAAAUGGCUAGACCUUCGGGUGGCUCGGAUGACCACGUAAAAUGGCGGUCCCUUCCCGGGGUGCUCAAAUAAAGUUCAUUUUUUAAAUUAACUUGAACGUUAUGACAUAUAUUAAAUUUAAAAUUUAGCGAAUUAAAGAAGGUCUUCAGCGUUGCGAGUAACCUGAGAUCAGGCGUAAUUUUUUUUUUUGCUUCUUUGCUUCUUUGGCUCGAGAGGGAAAAAAUUACGCCUGAUACAUUUAUUUAACAAGCCAUCAACCGCCCCCUAAUUUACAUAAUGUAACGUCUGCUUGACCUGUCACGUUAUUAGCCAAUCAGCGUUUAACAGAAGGGAAUCAAAUUUUGGCGGGAAUAAUGUCUCUUUCGAAAUAAAUUUUAGGGAAAAGAAAACGUUUAAGUACGUUCAGAUGGCGCUUCCUAGGAAAAAUUUAGAAAUCUUUUUUUUGUGACGAAAUACUGCUAGUUGGAGCUGCCGUAGCUUUAUUUAACAGCUACAAAUAAUAAAGAAUUUACAGGUAAAAGCUCGUUGACUUCGUUAUGUGCCGAAAGUUCUGAAAAAAAAAUUAGGCCGAAGCACCAUAUUUAACGAACUGAAAAGUGUUGUGAAAGCGAAGAUCGCUCAGACUAAUUCACAGGUUUCUGAAGGAGGAAUGACAGGAAUUACAGUCAAACCAGGUCAAGAUUCCAUUCAUGAAUUAAUUAUUUGAAGAGUGAACCCGUUUGUCGCUUCUGUAACUUGUAGCCGGUAUCAAAUUGAAUUCAAAUAAUCGGUGAAAUUUUGACUACAAUUUUUAGUAUACGACGAAAUGGAAAAUAAUUCAAUGGAUGAAAUUUCUAUUUAGACAUUUUUCAAACUGGCAAGAAAACUGAGCCGGCAGAGAUUUCAUAACGAACUCGCGUGUGCACUGCUCAAUACGCAAGCAAAAAUGCAAACUGAAAUCAACGACAACUAACGGAUGGCGGCGUUUUGGCCAAUCGGAACAGCGCAAAUCAUCCGUAUUGUUUCCUAUCCAAUCAGAAAAAAGUCCAGAUUCUGGCUUUUUUGCAUGUGAUCUGUGAAAGAAAUGUAUCAUGCCCUCCUCCCGAACACAGAUUGCAGAGAUAAAGGGAGAGGGCAUGAUCGCAGGCUACGUUGCGAGACGACUUCAUGGUAGCCGCUUGCGACUUAUGAUCAACAUAUUAUCGCUUAAAAAUAUCAAGUAAAUUUUGUCGUGUUUGAUCAUGUUCUUAAUUCUCGUUACCUCCCUGUUUUCUCACACAACACCUGCCCCUUUACGUGGCAAGUUAACAAACGCGUUUUGAAGGAAUGCAGGUCUCGUGCGAUGCUCCAGCGGUGGGGGUUGCUGAGUAUGGUGGUGGUUGGUCACUUUGGGUGUAAUUUGGUGGAGGUGGUUGGUUGGACGGUGACCCCUCUGUUUGGUAGAGUGGGUUACAUUGUGUAACAGGUUCUGAAGAGAUGCCAGUUGUGAUCUGCUCUGUGAGUACUUCAGUGCCAUCUUCUCUGGUCGUGACAGUCCUGGUACGUUAGACAGUGAUUGCUCUCUUGGUCAGGCGUGUUGUGGCGAUUCAAAAUGCGCCGUAGGAAAAAGUUGUUUUGGAAAAUACUGUCCUUUCAGCUCAGAAUGUUCCAGCGGUCAGUCCUGCUGUAAUAACACAGGGGCACCCAACGACGGUUUCCUCCUAAAUACAAUGCUGACACUUUUUAGGCUAUCCAGAGUACUUUUAAAUAUCUAGAAACUCAUUCUAAGCGGCGCUAUAAAAUCUGUACCUGUUCGGUCAUCUUAGGGGAACUUGAGUCUUUUCGAAAUUACAAGGGUUUGAGUAUUAUUUUCCCGAAAAUUUUAGAUCCAAUUUGACGUAUUACGAAAGUGAGACAUUUUCUGAUUUCUCUCACCAAUGCACUUUUGAAUCCGAAAAUUUUAGGUUCCCUUUCACUCUACGAAAAACAGCCUAACUUGGGAAGUGGAAAGUGAAAAUUAAACUUCAGAAAGUCGUAGGACAUUUAUUAGAUAAGCUUCGAAAAUUGUACAUGAGUUGAACGAUCAUCUAGAACUUUUUAGCCGUUUUCAAGCAAUGGCAAAUUCUUGGCAAUAUUUGCUUCUCCGAACAGAUAUUUCACAGAAAGCAGUCGUUGGGUGCCCCUGAUAACAAAUGUAAUAAUGGCUCGAUCUGCAUCGGUCAAUCUUCUUCCAGCAACGAUGACUGGCAAGGUACAGGGGAGUCUUGCUGCAAAGGAAGUUGCUCAAGACACUGUAAAGAGGAUUCUUCCAACGACGACUCUCAACUGGCCUACAUUAUAGGUCCAGCUGCAGGCGUGGAGCAGUCCUCGUUGCUAUAGUUUCCUCAAUCGUCGCGAUUCGUCGCUGACGGCUUAUUCGACUACUUCUCGAAGGCAACAUCAACAAAUGAAAGUGAAGAAUGAUCAUCGCAGUAAAUUUUCCAAUUUAAGCAAGUGGAAAGAAGAAGCCUGAAAAAAAAUCAGGGCUUCAACGGGAUCGAUUUUUUUUUUUCAGGCUUCUUCUUUCCAAUUGCUUAAAUUGGAAAAUUUACUGCGAUGAUCAUUCUUCACUUUCAUCUACAACCGCAGUUCAAAAAUGAAUUAUUUCAUAUACUUCACAUCUUUUCACUCCUCACGGGAGAUAUGAACUCAAUAAAUUGACCUCGCUCCCAAUGUCUGGCUUCAUAGCUCAAUUGGUAGAGCAACGCACCGGCAACGCGGAGGUCACGGGUUCGAAUCCCGUUGAAGCCCUGAUUUUUUUCCGGCUUCUUCCUUCCAAUUGCUUAAAUUGGAAAAUUUACUGCGAUGAUCAUUCUUCACUUUCAUCUACAACCGCAGUUCAAAAAUGAAUUAUUUCAUAUACUUCACAUCAUCACAACAAAUAUCACCACAACUGUCACCACUAGAGAAGAUGGCACUGAAGUACUAACAGAACAAAUAACCACGAGCAUCUCUUCAGAACCUGUUACACAAUGUAACCCUCUCUACCAACCAGAGGGGCCACUGUCCGACCAACCACCUCUAUCAAAUUACACCCAACGUGAGCAGCCACCAUCCUACAGAUUAACACCUACCAGCUGAGGAUUGCACGAGACCUGUGUUCCUCAGAACGCGUUUGACGAUACCGAACAGUGCAUCUUAACUUGGUCUAGUAAGUUAAAUCCACGUUAAAGUAAUAAAUUAAAAGGUUGUGAAAAAGAGCGGAUACAGUUUGGUGGAAGCCUACAUCUAUUAAAGCAUUAAAAAAAUAAACGGUUCGUAUUUCGAUUAUUUAGUCUAUUCGGUUUGGACGUCUUCUUAAGUUUUUUGUUGACCCUAAUAUGAAAAUUUGAAUGCUUAAUUUUUGCCUCUAUACAUGCAUUUUCGAUAGCAGUAGUUUGGAAUAGUCUUUAAAAUAUCAAACAAAUUCGUCUUGUUGGAUUAUUCUCACCAUUCUUGUGACUCCGUGUUAAAAAGCGUCGAUAUUACAAGGAGAGAUUGAUUCUGAUCAUAAGCCAAAGGUGGUUACCAGAUGACUCGCAAUGAGCAUGAUUGAUUUGCUAUAUUUUAAAAUUUAAUGGAUGUCGUUGUAUUCCAGUGAAUUUACUCUUUACAUGAAUAUUCUUAUUCCAAAACAAAAAGCUCAUUUGUACUUAAAGAACCAAAAAUAAUCACAGGUUUAUACUUUGUCAACUUUGUCUCUCUUCACUGCUGGGGGAACCCUACGCUCGACAAGGAUCCCGUCCAGGGAGGAGCAGCAAUACUCUUAGGCAUUUCCAUGCUAAGGAAACCGGGAUAAGCUCCAGCCGUUUAAGCCUUUGGCUCGUGUGCGCCUUUACCUUUUUUACACUUUACCCUUUGUAGCAAAAUGAAGCUUCGACAGUAAUUUCUGUAACGAAACGACUCGAUACCCCAGAGGAAAGUCUUUGGUCAAAAGAUCUCUCCAUUCAUCACUGCCUAAUCAAAUUCAACGACGCUAUCGCUAUUGUGCAUGCUGAUGUCGUUGUUUGUGUUUCAGAUAACACCAUAAGAUAAAUUUGACGUUGUUUAACUUUUCUACCCAACUUAACUUCAUCGCCAAAAUAAAAAGAAAAAAUGCCAAAGAAAUUAGUGGUUAAUGAAUGUCUGCAUUGGGGGAACGUUUGUUCCAAUUUUCAAGACCAAAAUAGCCCCGAACUAUCUGAAUAUUAGUACAAGAAAGAUAUACAGCAGACGUUUUUGACGCCGUUCAAUAAACUCACAGUUCGUGUUUCAUUAAGUUUUAAACGUAAUUUAACAAUCCUGCUCGAUCACACAACUGAGGGCCCGAAAGGCUUUACAUGUAAAUUACAAAAAGUAAGAAGAGCAGCUAGUCUUAGCGGAAGAAUGCCACGGUCGGAAAUGAUGUUGAUGUCGUAAUACAACUGACCGACACUUACUUUCGCAUGUUAAGCUAAAAAUGAACGUGAUAAUACAGAGAACAAAAACCGGUUUUGAGCCAACCUGAGAAACUAAACAGGGUUGCAGUAAUGUGUAACAUUUCGAAAAAAAGUACCCAAAAUGAAAGAAGAGUUGCCAAUCUUAGCGGAAGAAUAUUGUGGUCGGAAAUGAUGUUAAUCUCAAGAUAUCACGAACCAACACUCACGAAGCCCGUGCUAAACUCAUAUCAAACACCGACAAGACUGCAAAUAAACCGUUUAUUGCACGUUCUUUACAGUACCUCGGGGUUACGGUUUUUAGUACAACAAAACGCAGGCGCGGACCUAGGAUAAAUUUCCUAAACGGGAGCGCCGAAGGCGGAAGCUUCUAGGGGAGUCCGUUCCAAAUUUAUGUGCGGUAUCAAAGAAUUUAACUCCAGGAACAAUUAAUCCUUGGUAAACAGCCAAUUUAGCCUGGAUGAUAAUACCUCAUUUUGGAAUUUCUAGACAAAAAAUAACCGUUUAGUAUUAGAUUUGGGUCAUCCAUUUGCCAAGUCACCAAAAAGGGGAAAACAGUCUUUGAAUUUUGGGUAUGAUACAUUGAAGACGUAAAAACAGCCAAGUAACUCAAUGACAGUAUCCGGAUACUAUCUUCUCCUCUGAGAGUUAGCAAAUAUUGCUUCUUUCAGUCACUAUCUACAUAAAGGUGGCUGAACACAGUUUUGGGAGUUUGUGAGUAUAUGUCAUUUUCCAAAUCACGGCAAGAGAAAGGUUGCUGCUCACAAGCUGAAACUUGGCAGGUGAAAAAUACACUGAUGAAAGAUUUUGAUUGACAGGUAAAAUUUGACGUUUUCGUAGUUUCCAUGGCAACAUGAACGAUUGAAUAGAGCCUUAAAAUUUCACUUUUGCUGAGUUUACAUAAAAUUCUGUCAUUAGAUUUUCCUAUUAACUUGCACACAGCUUACUAUAAUUAAUCAUUACCAUUUGAAACUUAUUUGACCAAAUUUUAACAGACGUGUUUUUGGAUAAUCAAUAAUAUAAUUGUACUGUAAUUACUAAAUAGUUACUGAGAAAUCGUCUUCUGUGUACCAUUGCUUUUUUCGCCGUCAUGUUUGUUUGUCUAAUUUAAAGCACGCUCUAUCACGCGAGUUACCGCUGACCGCCUGCAAAACUGUGUUCAGCUACUAUAAAUUCCAAGGGCAAAGGGCGGGUUCGAGAUGAAGAAAAGUCGGUCAACGUGUUCUUUGAGUGUGACCAUAAAUUCAUUUAGUGUUUUUUUUUAUUUGGCCUUACGUAAAACUUGUACGAUUUAGCUUAACUCAGUUUAACUAAGAUUACAUUUCAUUUAUCUGCGUCUUAAAAAUACAUCCAACCUUUUUCUAAUGUUUUUUCAGCCGACAGGUUUUUCUUGUGAAAAAUCUUUGUUGUUAUCUGAUGCAAAACUUGUUCUUAACUUGACUUGUUUACAUACAAGUACGUGCAACGAAACAAAGCUAACAAAAUCUAGUCCGCGAGCCGAGGAAAAACGUCAAUUUUUCAGCACCAUAGAUAUGUCGCCCCAUGUAAGCGAAUCCAAGACGGGCUGGGAUUCUGGAUACCGGUGUUUGUCAGUGGAACUUGGAUUCUUGACUCCUUGAGCUGUAUUCCGGAUUUCAAAACCCAGGAUUCCAGAUUCCACAAGCCAAAAUUUCCCGGAUUGCGGAAUCUGGAUUCCCUUACAUUGGGCGAGAUAUGGAACCAGCACGUUCAGCUCAACGCGAUAGCGGCCAGUGAGUUUGAAUGUGAUCAGCAUUGUAGGAGCUGUUCAUUUUCUGAGAAAUUUUCAAUUUGUUGGUCGAAAGUUGGCCCUUGUGGCUGGCAGAGUGGAUAAUCUUCUUCAGGAAUGUUACUGGUGAUUCCUGUGUUGUCCGUGGGGGCAGUGAUAUUUGAUGUUAUAUCUCUAGUCGUUGGCUGUCGUCUUUUCGCUUGCCGUCGUCGAUAGAUGAGUAAUAUCACUAUGAUCAGAAAAACAACGGCUAGAAAUGCAACUAUCGGCCAAACAAUGUAUUCAACAUGUUUACAAUCACUUGAACAGGUUCCUCUACAGCAAACUUCUGUUGCUUGACAGUUUGUCUCACUGAUGCAGGAUUUACCGAUGCAAGUUAAACCAUACUUGCACUUGCCACUACAGCAAGAUUGACCAAUGGAACAGUCGGAGUUAAAAUUACAACGUUGUCCGGAGCAGUUGUUCCCUUCAAUGCAUUUUGAAUUACAACAUGCUUGAUUAGCGGAACAAUCGGAGUCGAAAGUGCAUCUUUGACCGAAGCAGCUACUUCUCCGUGAACAUUUCGAGUGACAGCAUGCUUGAUUAGCGGAACAGUCAGAAUCCAUCGAACAGCUUCGGCUGGCGCAAUUACUCCCAAACACACAUCUGUUUCCACAACAUAUCAAUCUGUCUUUAUCAUUAGCGCAUUCGUUAUCCGUGCGGCAAAACUGAUUGAAGCAAUUUUCAAGACGACACACGCCAUCAAACCAAGACCCCGUUCCGCAGCAGACCCAUUCACUAUUUCUACCGCAAUCUCCGUCGUCGGAGCAUCCGCCGAUAAUCGUGACAAAAAUAAACAUACAGUCAAAAAGUGCAAAAAGUGCAACGAUCUUCAUAGAAGAAGCCAUGACUCUACCUUCUCUUAAUAUCACGCCUUUCCGGCUCUAUUAAAUAUGAUUGCGGAAGUUUCUUUGUCUCAUCUGUAAUCAUGACACAGCAGUCAUUGUAAAUUAUGGCAGAUAUCAUAUGGAAAGUGAUUUAGGGAAAAUGGGCAGACCUGGUGAAAAAAAUUUAAUAGGUGCAGUUACUCUAGACCUUUUUCCUAAAGUUCCGCCUUGGGGAAAGCUUGGGUUGGGCUCGCUCUGGGAUUUGAUCCCUUUAAGUUUGCGGUUACAUGGCGAUAAAUUGCUGAGGGGAAGAAAAACUUGAACCCGGUUUCGCGGUAAAAUACCGUUGUAAACACUGAAGGCUUCUAUAAAUAGUACACGUUUUCCACCAUUUUUACCUCUUCAACAAAGCCCCUACAUCAAUUAAGCUUAGCAAUAGCGAUUCAGCUUUUAAUUUUCACGACAACAACAACAACAUUUAUUUAAACACGAUAAAAUUACAGCGGAGCUGAUGUGGCCGUGUAUUUAAAAAUUAAAGGUCAAUUCCGCGCUAAAGACAUUUGCCUUUGCUGAUACUUGUGUAUUAAUAAGCUGAGCUCGCAACUAUCUUCAUCAUUCAAAAGCUUUUGCCUCUAGCUACGUCAAUCUGUUGUUCGUUUUCUAUCAUGACACUGCAAUACAUUCGUCGAAGAGGAGAUUAAUGACUUGGCAUUUCUUAAUUGCAACUCUUCAUUAAUAUUGCAACACCAUGGAAAUAAUUAUCUGUGUCGUGGCUACAAAUGAAAUUGAGGCAUUCAUCUAAAGAUUCAUAUUUUAGGGUGCCCCCUGGCGAGCACUUAUAUCCUUAGUAGUAAUAUUGGUUCUUUGCUUGUGUUCAGCGUUUUUUGUAAAGGUUGAUUUUCUUACAAGAGUCAUGGCCGUACAUAGUGCUCGCUCAGACGCGUUCAUUUUCUGUGAAAAAAGCAAGGCUUUUUUUGCACUGCUUGCUUUUUCGUUCAUCUCUGUGAGCAACGCGUGCUUGACUGUUGCUGACUGUUUUUCAGACCAAGUUUGCUGCGAUGGUGACUGCGUUGAUGGAACAAGCUGUGCUGGCAGCUUCUGUUCUGAUGAUUCCGAGUGUUCCAAAAGAGCAAUCGAAUCAUGCUGUAACAGUAAGUGUGUGUCCGGAAGCAGUUGUUUAGGCCAGCAAUGUACGAUAGACAGUGAGUGUUCGGUUGGUCUGGUGUGUUGUGGCGAUUAUAAAUGCCGAAAAAGUUGUUUUGGCAAGUACUGUUACUUCAACUCAGAUUGUUCCAGCGGUGAGUCAUGCUGUAGCAGCAAAUGCCAAAAUGGCAGCUGCCCCUGCUCCAAUCUCGCUGACUGUGGAGAUUUAGAGACGUGUUGUGGAGGCAUUUGCUCCAAAAAGGAGUGCGAUAAGGAGGCGUAUUUAGCAUACAUUGUUGGUGGCACAGUUGGUGGAGUUGCACUGCUUGUUUGCUGUCCUCUCUGUAUUACUAUCCUUGCUUUUUGCCGACACCGAAAACGACGCAACGGUAUGGGGGUAAUUCCGGCCAAUAUUACGACGAACAUCACCGCCACUCUUACUACCAGAGAAGAUGGCACCGAAGUGUACACUGAACAAGUCACCACCACCAUUGGUACCGCUUCUGUUACACAGUGCAACCCACUCUAUCAACCAGACGGGCCACCGUCCGACCAACCACCUUCAGCAAAUGACACCCAGAGUGAGCCACCACCCUCGUACGCAGCUACAUUUGGUGGAGCGCACGCGCCUGAUAAUUCUGUUUCAGCCGCGUCACGCAAAUCGGCUGUUAUUGUGUAAGAAAUGUGAUCUCUAGUAUGCUGUAUGAAUUGCCUUUUGUUUAAGUCAAAGCUUAAGAGAUCUUAGGGCCUGUUUACAUGGAGGUAGGUGAACCCAGAUAGGUGAGGUAACAAGCGGCGGGUCAACCCACCUAUCAUGUAAACGUGAUCAAAUUAAAAUGAGAGAUUAUAUGGACAGGCGGGUUACCCCCAACUAAGCGGGUUACCUCACCUACCUGGGGCCCCUUAACUCCAUGUAAACAAUAAGUGUAAUGAGGGAAACCUCGGUUUUAGGGGACUUUCCUUCUUUUCCUUCUGGGGUGGGUGGAUGAAAGACUUUGAAAACCAGGGCGUAAUGUGGGAAAUUAAAAAGACGUAACGAUUUGAUAAGGUAUAAACGAACUAGUGUUAUUUCAAGGGAAUAGCAAGUGAAUGAUAAGUCUCACUCUCGAGAGUGGAAAAUAAAGUUGCAUUUCAGAUUUUCCUGCUUAAAACCUUUCAGAGCAAAGCGUUUCAUGUGAAAAUAUUGCUGAGGCGGUUCCAUUUGAUGAAUCGUCUCGUCAACAGCUAUUGGCAACAGAUUCAGAAACCAUGACCUUCUUGUAUCACAUGUAAACUGCAAAAUGUAUGCCUAAUAGCUUUGGUUUGAUUUUGUAGCAUCAUAGGAUUAAGCCUAGUUAAAACUGUUACGUGUUCAAAGAUAUGGUUCUGCUGGGAUUAAUCCUUUGAGUGGCUUUAGCAUAGUCGCCUCCUUUUGUAACAAGUGAUUCUUUUUUGUUGUUGUUUAAACCGAACUGUGAUUUGGAAAAAAAAUGAGGACUUUUAUUACCAGUGGCCAAGCAGUCUAUAGCAGGUGACCAAGUUGUACUUGAUAGAUCGUCAUAAAGUUAACUAAGGGUUCCACCACCUCCAUGUAAACAAGCCCUUACUAGUUUCAUCUAGUAACAUUUUUAUCUGAGGAAGCCUAACAACCACAAGCUUCUCUUCGCCCUUUUACCUCAAUUCAAUUUCUUCUUCGCCUUUGUAAUGUGGCAAAAUAAACUACACGUAAACUUAUCUGAAAGCUCGCUUUAACUCUUACUGAGAUCGAUUUCUUUUGGAUUUGCUCUGUAUUGCUGUUAUUUUUUUCUUUUUACCUUCAAAACCUCGAACUCUCGCCGGUUCGACCCUCUCGAUAACUCGAACUCCUUUUAAGAAAUGUUCUUCGAUGGUGGGGUUAAAUGUGUAACAAUUUAAGGCGCCACCCAUACGUAUCCGGAUAUUUUUAAAGCCGCGACUUUUUCUUUCAGGAUACAAAAAAAUUGAAGUCCAUACGUAUCCGGAUGCAAAUCGAAUUUGCGUGUCCACACGUAUCCGGAUAUUUUUGAAUCCGCAAAUUUUUCUUUGCUCGGCCCGUCUUGAAUAUUCACCGUAAGGAACUGGGCUCGAUCUUGUGACGUCAGUGGAUAAAAAAAUAUUCGGAUUUAGCGUCCUAGACUACGAGUAGUCCCCCAUUUUUCCUCAGGGAUAGUAGAGCGAGCGAAACGCGAGCGCGCGUGAAAAUCACCCCACGCGAGAAAAGGCGACACGCACAAACGUGCACGCGUGUAGCCUUUUCUCGCGUGGGGUGAUUUUCACGCGCGCUCGCUCUACUAUCCCUGAGGAAAAAUGGGGGACUACUCGUAGUCUAUUAGCGUCCACACGUUUCCGGAUACAAAGCGGAUUCAAAAAGUCGUGGAUUCGUCUGCCGGAUACACCGGAUACGUGAGAACGGAAGCCGUAUCCGGAAAGAAAAGAAUUUUGACAAAAAGCAAGUGAAAUUAUGUCCUAAUUUCAGGAGUAUAAUUAUUAUUUGAGUAUCAGUCAAUAUUAUGGGUGAUAACAAGAGGUGAUAAAUUACUCUCAAACAUUAAUUAACAUGUUUAUUGAGUCGGAGUUGAAAUUAUAACAACGUUGGCGGAGACAGUUUUUUUCCUGUGGUGCAUUUUGAAUUAAAACAUGCUUGAUUAGCGGAACAAUCAGAGUCAAACGUGCAUCUUUGUCCUAAGCAGUUGCUUCCUUGAACACAUUUCAAGUGACAACAUACUUGAUCAGCGAAACAAUAGAUCGUUUUCACUGUCACCCAACAAAAAAUAAAUUGGAAACCGUCCAGUGGAAGAAGCUAAGAAAAUGAAAUGUUAUAAAAGACUAAUAUAUAAACAAUUUGUUCAAGCCUCAGGUCUUUGUGACCCACAGUUUCUGAGAUAUUUGCCGAAACGUUUCACGCGCCUUUGUAGAGCUCUGUAUGGAGACGCCAUAUUGAUGUACCGUUUUGGUGCACCAAUAUGGCCGUCGGAAAUCAACAAAAACAUCUGGAGUUCACUUUCUGCAUAAAAGCACCUUCUUUUCACUCGAGAACUGGUAUACGUGCGCAUAAACAUAUCUUCUAAUGCUUGAAAUGGUUAUACAGCUGAAAAUGAAGAGGAGAGACUUUUUUUUCAACGAGACAGCAUUCCUAUUUUGGUGUCACGCACUGUGAAAACUCAGAAGUUCAAAUUGCUGUAUUUUCGAAAUGAAACAUGCUACGAGAAUGGAAACUUGUACAAAGAUUUACUUUUUGUUUAUCUUCAACCUAGUGUAAAUGCGAAUUCGUAAAACCGCACCAUUUUGACUUUACAAUUUGAUGAGGUCACUGUGAAAACCAUCUAUAAGAAUCGAAAGAACAGCUUCGUCUGGCGCAAUUGCUCUCUUGAACACAUUUUGAGUGACAGCAAACUUGGUUAACUGAACAAUCGGAAUCCAAAGAACAGCUUCAUCCGGCGAAGUUACUCCCAAACACACAUCUGUUUCCACAACAAAUCAAUUUAUCUCUCUGAUUAGUACAGUCCUUAUCUUGGCGGCAGAAAUUUUGAAGCAAGUUUUAGGGUGACGCUCGCCGUCUCACGGUCUGCGCAGCAAACAUAGUUCUCUGUGCAUUUGUACUGUGUGCUAUGAGUAAGGGAGUUGUCGGCGCAUCGGCUGUCAGCACUGACUAAAAUAAACAAAUUGGCGAAGAGCGCAACAACGUUCUUCAUGAAAGGAGCUAUGUCUUUGCGUUCUUUCAUGACGCCUUUCUCUGUUAAAUAUUAUUACGGAAGUUUUUCUUGUCUCAUUUGCCCUCAUGACACAGGAAAUAUCGCAAAUUAUGCCAAAUUUUUAGAACUUAAUAUCAGGAGGAAAGUGACCGAUGGAAAAUGGAAAAAGCUCGAGGAAAAGAUAAAUGAAUGUUGCGGCUUUGUUACAAUUUUAUUUUUUUACUGAGUAUCGAGUGUACAUAUGUGUUCGAAAAAACGUGUCCUCGUUCAAAAAAGCAUCCUUUUGUUGCUCCUUUUUUUUGUAGUUGUUUAAUGUGUAAGUUUCUCAGCUUGUUUCUUUUCUGUUAAAAAGUGAAACGAAAAUCUGACAUUUUUUGUUAGUAAUUGUUUUCCAAGGCAUAUAGUAUGCGUAGAGUCUUGUUAUCCUAGUUACAAUGACUGCCUUCUGUUUCUGUAUGAUAUGCUGUCUCAAUUGAUCAGUAGCGUAUGAAUCAUCGUAUCAAAUGUGUGGCAACGAUCAACGCUUGUGCACACAACAGGAUGAACACACACAUUCAUCCGUGGAGUAAAAGUUCUGCUACGGUAAUCACCAAUAAUAAUGAGAAUUAUUGUUAAUUCAAAACAUUUCUCCGUUUUUGACUGACUCAAAUCCCCCGGCUAAUUCUUCAUAACCAGCUAGCGUUGGCCAUAUUUGGAAGAAGUUUACGAUAUCCAGUAAAUUGACGUCAACAGUGCAGGAUGUCGACAGAAAUAGUAGAAAUAGGUACGGCAACCGAGAAUCAGUAGAGACUAAUUAGCUCAGCUAUUUUGGUAUAGCUUAGACUGUUCACAGUCCUCUAUUUUUCCGCAAGAUCAUCGAGAUCGAGCGCUUUGCGUUACGGGCUGCCAUGUUGCAUGAGUGUCAAAACUGCUUAGGGGGCGGGGGCGGUUUGGGAGAAAGCGAGAAAAAUAUUUUUCUCGCCCCCACCCCCGCCCACCAGAGCUAUAUUCCCCGACGCCCGCCCCCUUGGUACAUUUGAAAAUCAAGAUAGCCGUGACGGUAAGACGCGGUAAAUCAAAAUGAUCUCACGAAAAAAUAGGGGACUGCGAACAGUCUAGGUAUAGCUGGAGAAAACAGCAGAAAAUUUCACACGUUUUGCGAAGGAGAAAUAGCUGAUCUACUGCCUAAAAACAUUCCACAGAUAAAUAUGUGUGUUCAUCCUUUUGUGUGAAUUUACAUUUAGUAGCACCUGUCCUGGUAGCAUGUUAAAGUUAUUAAGUGCAACUAGAAAAAAGUAACAAAAAUAUCUGCAGUCUGCAAGUUGUUCUAUUUACUUUAAUUGUGCCCUUAAGACCGGUUUCAUUAGUUGAUUCACUUGAAACCAGCAGCCAACGAGUUCUGCAGAGUAGCAUAAUUCAGCUAUGUAUACUGGGGAAGCUGUAUUCUUUCUGUGUUCAGGUGUUCAGUUUGUUGAUCUGAUGGUGGUCCCUGCAAUUGGUAGAGUGGAUUAUCCUGCCCACUGAUGCUACUGGUGACUUCUGUGUUGUUCAGUUUGGGUGCAGUGAUAUUUGAUGUCUGAUCGCUAGACAUGAGUUGUCUUCUUCUCGCAUAUCGUUGUCGAUAGAGAAGGAAUAUCGCUAUGAUGAGAAAAAUGACUAGAAGUGCAGCUAUCGGCCCAACAAUGUAUCCAACAAGUCCAGAGUCUUUACAGCCAACAAGUGAACAGGUUCCUCGACAGCAAAUCUCUGUUGCUUGACAGUUUUUGUCGCUGAUGCAGGAUUUACCGAUGCAAGUUAAACCAUUAGUGCAGUUGGCACUACAACAUGAUUGUCCACUGGAACAGUCGGAGUUAAAAUCACAACUUUGUCGGAGACAGUUUUUCCCUGUGAUGCAUUUUGAAUUACAACAUGCUUGAUUAGCGGAACAAUCGGAGUCAAACGUACAUCUUUGACCUAAACAACUGCUUCCUUGAACACAUUUUGAAUGGCAGCAAACUUGGUUAGCAGAACAAUCCGAGUCCAUCGAACAGCUUCGUCCGGUGCAGCUUUUCCCGGAAACACACACUGAGUUGCAACAUGCUUGAUUAGCGCGACAGUGGGAGUUAAGCACACAUCUUUCACCGAUGCAGCGGUUUUCUAGAACACAUUUCGAAUGACAACAUACUUGAUUAACAGAACAGUCCGAGUCCAAGGAACAACUUCUUCCCGCGCAGUUGCUUCCGAACAUGCAUCUAUUUCCGCAACAAAUCAAUCUGUCUCUUUGAUUAGAACAGUCAGUAUCUUGGCGACAGAAACUACCAAAGCAACUUCUUAGUCGACAUUCUUCAUUCCCGCAACAAACCCACGGGAUUGGUCCGCAGCUACUGGAAGUGCAUUGGCACUUAACCUCUACGAAAAUAAACAAACAAUUGAUAAGCGCAAUGAGAGAGAGCUUCAUGACAAAUUGAGAGUAGCUAAAUCAAGGAGUGACUGCUGUAACACACCCCUUCCUAUUUUACAGUUAUUUUAUGCAUACUGAAUUUUGUUUGUCUUAUUUGGGUACCCAAUGAGACGGAAAAAUUGUUCAAAGAUCGAACAUGUUGGCCUUGUAUCAUCUAGUGCUUUUGAAGGCAACAUGCUGAGGUCCCUUUGAACAUCUUGUUAAACGUUGUCGAAUGCUAUUAAUCAAAGUUAGAUCAGGUUUAAAAGAGAUCAAACUUGUUUAAUAUAUAUUCAACUUUGGUUUUGACAUUUCUUGUAUGCGAUGGACCAUAUCAUAAUAUGUAAGUCACGUUUGAACAGCUUUCACAACAAUGUUGGACGCAAGUACGCUAUUGAGAAACAAUGGCCUCUGGAUUUUUCACAUUUUACUUGUUCUAUGUCGGUGAACAUUGAAGAAAGCUCAUUCCACCACACUAAGUACACGUUAUCGAAGGUUUGGCGGAGAAUUCCAUAUAAAUCAAUGUAUUUUGUCGAACCAAGCCUCGUUAAGUGAGCUGUCGUAGCGAUUUUCGUAGUUAUCUUCUACUGAAUAUAGCUCAUAUCGCGUGACUCAAACUACCACAAGCUUACGAGUGCCAUAGUACACAUUUGCACUUACAGUGGAACCUUUAUUCAGGGGACACCCUCGGGACCGAGAGAAGUGUCCCUUGAAUAGUAGCCUCCCACGCAGGCGUUUUUAGGGGAGCUCGUAUUUGGUCCCUCCCCGUUUGUGGGGAUGGACGAAAGACGAGCUCCCCUAAAAACGCCUGCGUGGGAGGCUACUUGAAUAGAAGUGUCCCCUGAAUGGAGGUUGUCCCGGGGUUUGUUAACAAUUAACAAACAAAGUUAUAAUUAAUAUAUAAACUUUUUUAUCCUGUCUCAGAAUCUGCUGCAGACAUUAUUAAGCAGCCAGAUAAUGUAUAAAAAUAAUGAUAAUCAUGAUCUCUGUAAUAUUGUGUAUCGAAUUACCGCAAGUGCAGUACAUUGAUUUAAGUGAGGUAGUUCAUGUUGUGAAAAAUGACAUCAUUCUGACAAGUGUACACCCAAAGUUAUCAACCUUUUUUUGUGGUCCUUCACGUUUUGAGUGGUAAGGUGUCCCCCAAAUGGAGGUUAAACAUUGGUUUCGGGCCCCAGGAAAGGUAGUCAAAAGUGUCCUUUUCCCCUGAAUAGAGGUGUUCCUUCAAUAGAGGUAGCGACACAACAUCACAUCACGUAUAAAUUGGAAGAUCAAAAUUCAUCAAUUUAAAAGUACACAUCACCAAGCUCCGUGGUAUGGCUAGCCUCCCCGCAGACGUCCUUUGGGGCUCGUUCGUCACGCAAAUGAAUGCGUGACGAACGAACCCCAAAGGACGUCUGCGGGGAGGCUAUGGUAAGGCUAUGCCAUGUCACCAGAGCAGUAGAUAAGCAGAAGAUGACAGCGAAAGAGUCUCAGUUACAAUGUUGACUUGGGGGAUUGGUCGGUGGUCAGUUGCCCAGAAACCUUAGUUGAUCCUGUGUCUGUAUAUUUUUGUUGCUGCAGGUUAUGUUGGUUCCAAGUCAUUCCUGGAGGAACUACUCCAAGUGGUGCAUGAGCUGAGAAAAGCGAAUCCCAAUCUGGUAUUUGGUAUGCAUCUAAUGUGUCUCUUGUUACUGUCCAGUGUCUGACUUGUACCCAGUCGCUCUUCUUGUUCACGCUUUGAUUGACGGGAAGGUUUAGCAAGCUCACCUGCGCAUGUGUACCUUUCCAGAUUUCAUUGCGAAUAGACAGAGGAAUAAAUAAGUAACGUCUAUGUACAAGAAUGACAGUUAGUGUUUUUCUGAUUUAAAUUUGCAAAUGCUGGGUCGGCUUAUUCAUGGAAGAAAAUUUCUUACGAUGUUUGUUGGUUAACGUAAGUUUGUUCGGUCAAGAUGGCUGACAUUGGCCAAGUUCUCUUUUGCGUUUUUAUGCACCGAGACGAAGUCGCAGUCAAUAAAAACGCAAAAAAAGGAUUUCAAUAUCCAGCCAUCUUGACUAUUAAAGCUUCGUUAAAAAAGAAUUUAUUAUUUGGCCAGGAAGAGAAAUUUUUCUCGUGGGACCAACGCGGAAAUCUCGAGCGGGCAAUAUAUGCUUAUCUUGCAAGCUUGGGUAGCCAAUCAGAACACAGGAUUCUCUUCAUCUUGCCCGCUCGCGGAUUCAGCCAUCAUUCGCUUCAGGCCUAGCCCGGCUUCAAAACAAAACAACAAAGGCACAAAAGGAGCUCCCGUAUUUAUUCGAUUAACCGCCCUGGGCGCUUAUUAAAUUUUUGGACCUUGAGAGUGGGCGCUUAUUCGAAGCUGGGCGCUUAUUAAAUUUUCACCAUUUUCAGCAAGUGAAGUAUGCUUAUUUUGCAACAAAACAAUAAAAGCUAAUAACAAAACGCGAAGAAGUAACGAAGCAAGGUUUCUGUAAAAUACUCUCAAGAAAACUCCGUCCUCGGGAAAGUCUCUUAUUAGAUUUAUUCACUCAAGUGGGUGGGGUGGGGGUGAGCGUUUAUUUGAGUUCGAUUGGGAGGAGGAGGGGGUGGGCGCUUAUUCGAGGCUGGGCGCUUAUUAACUUUUUCUGCCAUUAGGAUGGGCGCUUAUUCGAGGUAAGCGCUAAUUCGAGGUUGGGCGCUUAUUCGAAUAAAUACGGUAAGCUGACUCUUAGAACAAAAGUUGUGUUCUUUUGGGAUCAACAAUUUUCACAAAGAGACUGAAGGGUUAAGUUUGCUAAAAAGUGUGGUGCUGGUUAGUGAGCGAGUCAGCGGUGAAACGCAAAAAUUGAUUAUAUGGAUUCAGCCUUAAAAAGAUAUAUUUUAUUCAGAUAAUUUGUUCUUUUUUUACUAAGUUCCUACCAACAGCGUAGCUUUACCAUAUGAUAUACUAUUUUAAAUCCAACUCAUAACUCCUUGAUUCACUGUGAUUAAAAUCUAGCACUCGUAACCUCUGUGUUAGAUUUUUUGCAGUUGCAGAUUGACUUUAGCAACUCACUUGAAAAGUUCCCAAUUGAGCACUUUUCAAGCGUUUACAGUUAAAACGCUAUAAUGGCUUGGUGAAGUUAAUUCAUCACGCCCAAAUAUGAUACCUGGUGAUACGUUAACGGUCCUUUUCAGUUGUUUCUAGCUAGUCUGAGCAGGUUGAAAAAGCUGAUUAUCCAAUUCACCGAGACCCGACUUACUUCCUACAGAACAGAACGCGUUUAAGUCUGCCUUGAGUCCUUUAGCAUGUCCUCACCUACCUCUCCUUCGUCAGUGAAAUUUUCUUUUCAGUAUCUGUUUUUAAAAGUUCAUGUACUUUACUUUUAUCCAAGGUUGGGAAAAAGCUUUUAGAUUUUAAAUAAAUGAAUUAUUACAUCAUAAAGUUAGUUUAGAUCCUUCCACGCCUAUCGGACUAGUGUCGAUUAUCAACAGUGCGGAAACGAAAACAAAUAACGGAUGCAAGAAGAAAAAUGUUCACUAAACUGAGACUGUUUUCUUAGUGAUAACAAUGUUAUUUUUAAUUUGUUUUUAAUUACUGAUUCUUGUUUUAAUUCCUCCUUUUUCAAAGUAUGUGAUCCAGUAAUGGGAGAUGCGGGAAAAUUUGUAAGUCAUGUUAAGUUUCUUUGUUUAAUAUUAAUGUUAUUGUUCUAAUUUUAUUUUUUUCAUAUAGUUAUACAUAUCUUUUAUACUACUACAUGAGAAAUUUCUGCAAUCUGAUUGGCUUAGAGCAGUGGUAUUUCAGCUUAAUUUGAAAUACUUACAUGUGAAAAUUACAAACCUUUUGCGGGUAGUAGUAUAAACAAAUAAUAGCAUGAUUUGUACGUGAUAUUUGACAUAAAUAUCAAUAUUAUGCCAAAUAUCACUACAAAUCAUGCUAUUACCUAUACUACAGCUGUAACUAGAUUGGUGGAGGCGCGUGUGGCCGAGUGGUUAACGCGUCAAUUUCUUCACCCAGGUGUAUAAAUGGGUACCGGGCGACAUGCUGCUGGGGGUAACUCUGCCAUGGACUAGCAUCCCGUCCAGGGUGGAGUAGCAAUACAUCCUAGGCAUACUUCAUGCUAAGGAAACCGGGAUAAGCCGCGGCCGAUUGGGCCUUUGGCUCGUGUGCGCCUUUACCUUUAUCUUAACUGGAUUAUGUAAUUGCCCUGACAAACACCACUGAAUCGUUGUCAACAGUUAGCGGUACCACACAAACGAUUUAUUGACAGACUCAAGCAAAACAGUCAAAGAUAGAAAGACUGGACAAGCGACAACUUGACAAACAAUAAACGACCAUUAAGCUGUGAAAAAACACGGAUCGAAACUCAUCAAUGACAUUUAGAGUCUUCAUAGCCGAUAACAUCACGGCUUAACUGACAGGCGACCAAUAACAUGGUGACUAAAUUGACCAAUCAGGUCGAUGACCAUAGUUUCAUACCAUCAACUGACGUGAUACAACUCACUUUGACUCUAAAGAUGACUACCACACAGGUUGUCAAAACGUCAGCCACAGUCAACAACAGUCCUAUUCAGUACUACGUUAACGCGGACGAUCCCAUUUCACCUACUCAUGACUUGUUACUGCUCAAGAACGAGGUUUGUUCUUGAACAGAAUAUAAAAUAAUUUUUAAUUGACCUAUUUACGAAGUGAAGUAUAUGAAAUAAUUCAUCUUUGAAUACGUUUUGUAUCAGUAUGUUCCAGAGGAGUUGUUACCAGUCUACAGAGAUCAGAUCAUUCCACAGGCUGAUAUCAUCACACCAAAUCAGUUUGAAGCAGAGUGAGUAACACGCCUAUUUUUUAUAUUGUAAUUUACAGUAAAAUUUUUCAGUUAGCGUUGCCAAGCAUAAAUGGAAAGGUUUGUGAUGUAAUAAAUAUUUCUCGGUGUCUGUUAUGAAACACACAUCCCCAUGUUUGAUGUACAUGCAAUACUUACAUACCACUGCCCUUGAACGUCCUAGCAUUUAUUUCUUCCUCCGCGGCUGAAAUAUACGAAAUUCAUAUUCUCGUCAUUUCACUUAGUAUACGUACCACUGUUGCAAUUGUUUUGUUUUGUUUUGUUUUGUUUUGUUUUGUUUUUACGUCCGUCUAACUUUUUCGGUCCCUCAGGUAGAGGAGACAAGUAUGAAAAAGAACGCGGCUAUAAAUAUGUCCAUGUCCAUGUCUUGCAAGGCACAUUUUUUAUAUUAUAUAGUAUGGCUCUUAAUCAUGUCUCUGUGCGACGAAUACAUCAUAAAUCUUAGUGCCUCUUAAAUAUAUUGGAAAUAUUCUAAAUUGUUCUACGUACAUCCCAACUCUAAUUUAACCUUCUUAAAAAUAAGAGUAGCGUAGAAACUAUACAUAUCCACGUAAUUUUCUAUGUUAAUGUUUAAUAUAUUGUUGUUGUUCCUUUCUCUCUUACUUAACGUUUAUCUUAUUUCAUUUUAUUUGUUGUCAUAUUGAUUGUUUUGGUACUGAAAUAUGAAAUGUCGAAGAUAAAGUUAUAAAGUUGCUAUAAAUAGGAGAAGACUGUAGAGUGUGGGGAAAAAAGGACGCUUUCUCCCUCUCGCAUUGUCGCUGACUCUGUCUAGUUUGUGUCGGGUAAUCUUUUCGUUUAUCUCUUAAUAUUGUAACAGGCUUCUAAGUGGCGUAAAGAUAACAAAUGAAAGUGAGGCGUUUAAGGUGAGCCUCUACCUUGUCUGUACCCUUUUCCGCGUGUUAAGACUGUAGUGUUCUUCUGUUAUUGUAUGCAGCAACGGCGGAUUUCACACUAGAAAAGGAUUAUCAGUCUUUAAAUCCGUCAAAAUUGACGGAUAACAGACGGAUAAAGUAAGACGGAUUAUUCGUCCUGAAACCGUUCCGUUUUCACAUUAAGACGGAUUAUCCGUCUGUCGCGAACUAUUCGAUGGAUGUUUCGUCUUAGGCGGAUAAUCCGUCGCUAGUGUGAAAACGGCCAAUAGCAACUACCAGAUAACAUCACAAAGUUCCAAAUGAAGAUGCGCGUAAAAUUUGAAAGCAAGAACAGACGACAAUUGUAGUAUUUUGUUUUGUUCACUAUAAAUCUUCUCUUCACCUGUUAGUAAAAGAAUAGUGAUUUGACUGUUUUUGGAACAUUUAAGGUAACUUUGCUUUAGCAUUCACGUCCACAAGGAUGUAACCGCACAAUGGGCAAAUCGUGUCAUUUUCCCAUCUUUUUUUGGGGGAAGGGGUGGUCCUAAUAUUCCGUCUGCUUUCUUGGAGUCCUGGUUAGGUGUGUGCAAUUACUAAAUGUCUUCAAACUGUUGCUCUUUAAUCAUUGUGCUGUUCGAUGUAAAUAUGUGGAAGCAAUUAAUUUGCGAACGUCUGACUUACCAAGUGAAGUUGUACGCAGGACAACCAUUCACCAUUUUCACGUAGACCAUAAAGCACCUUGUUAACCCCCCCAAAAAAAAAAAAAAAUUCCAUAGCCGUUGUCUUCGUUUUCUCUUGGUACGACUGUCAUACCCAGGAGAAAUUGGAAAAAAUAGUUAUGCAACAUUUUGGGGGGAAACAAGGUGCAUUAUGGUCUCUGUGAAGAUAGCAAAUAGUUGAUUUUUGUUAUAAUCAGUCCGUUUUGUAGAGUACUUUUUGAAUAACGCUUUGUUUUCUUUGAAAAGGCAAUGAAGAUCUUACACGAAAGAGGCUCGAAAACAGUAGUAAUAACCAGCUCAGAACUGGGUGACCACAAGACUCUGAUAGCGCUUGGUAGUACGGUGAAUGGUAUGUGGAUCACUGGCAGUGGACGUCUCUCUUCACUUAUCGCUCCUAUCUGACUGGGCAUCUUCUAAUGCUGCUAUUUUCAUUAUUUUUUCUUAAUGUGCUCAUUGUAUACCCUCAAUACCCUGGAAACCAUACCCUAUUCAGCGGCAAAUACCCAUAAGUCCGUAAGGCCAAAUAAGGGACUGCCCCCCCACCCCCCAGCAAAAACGCCAAGAUUUAGUGUGUCCCUUCUCCUAUUAGUUCUUGUUUGAUUUUGGUAGCUUGCCCUGACACUGCAACUACACAUUCAAGGCUUUGGAUACACUUCCUCUUUCUCUCCAUUUAAGGUUCUAUUUACGUAUUUAUGCCGCUAACUUUACAAAUUUCUUUGAAAUGAAAUUGCUUAAUUUGCUUUCACUCCAAGGCGGUAAUAAGUGCGUCCGGAUGGAGAUUCCAAAAUUAGAUGCUACCUUCACGGGAACAGGAGACCUAUUUGCUAGCGUACUUCUCGCCUGGUUACACAGACAUCCCAAUGACCUGGCACUUGCUUGCGAAGCAACGGUAUCAACAGUGCAAGCAGUGCUAAAAAGAACUCUAGCUCAUGCACAACGUAAGUAGCAUCUAGUUCAAGUGAUUUAUGUAAUAAUAUGAAAUUUGAUACAUUCAAUAGUUUUUCAAGCUUAGUGACCGACUUGAGUGAAAUCAAAAUCCGGCUGGUUUUAUCCGAACUGAGUUGUCAAAGAAGUUUGGCUGCCAGAGAGAUAAAAGAGCUGACGUUCCCCGCUUCGUCAGAAUGAAUCCUCAAAAAGCGGUUCAUUACGUGUUUGCACGUUCACGCUUUUGGUACAUUUCUUUCCCGUCCUUGCCCUACGACGAGCAAAUGCCUUUCUGUUUUAUGGAGGACGUAAACAAGCGACGACGAAUCUUUUUUCCCUUCUAAACUUGAGUGCGGUCCGUUCGCCUGUCUUGUCAGCAAAUUGGAAUAAACGCGUUAAAAAGAUUGGUUUUUUAAAACUGUUUUCGCUGCCGUUGCCGUUGUCGAUGCUAAAGCUUCCUAAUCGGUGUCGGUUGUGUGUGCUUUAUAUAUCGAAAUAAAUCAACCAUAAACGCCAUAAACGCGAUUGACAAGCGACCCAAACGACUUCUCGUAAAUGCUUAAAGCCGUGCCAAAAAAACCGCUGCUCGCUGGGUUUAUAUCGAAUGGUGGAGCUACGCUAAUUGUGGGAACAUGAUAGCAUCAAAAAGAAGUUGAUUAUCCCUUAAAGUCCAAAAGCUACGGAAAAAUGGGCAACACAAACGUGCAACUUAUUUCGAAACAUUGUUGCUAAACGAGUUGAAAAGUGAUGAUGCGCGUUUUACCACCCACGAAUCAAACCUGUCUUGUAACAAAUCAAGUUGCUUCAGGUUGUGAGAAGUUGUUACAGAAAGUAUAGUUAAAUCUGUUUAUGUUGCAUCUACCUGUUUUGUUGCAAGACAGUUUUGAACGUGGGUGGUAAAACGCACAACAUGGCUCUUCAACUCGUUUUGCAGCAAUGUUCAAAAACACGUUCUUUUUUUUUUUUUUUUUUUUUUUGCCGUUUUACUAUAGUUUUAACAAAAAGAAAAUUAAUAGCGGAGCUCCCGCGCGCGUGGCGGAGCCCCAUUGCUAAGAUAAAUUGGUCACCUAUGAAAGUAACAAAAUUUGGUUAUGACGUAGCGUGCGAACGCCGACCGUCCGUACACCCACUUCAUGUAACCCGAUGCCAACUGUCAGGUUAUUUUGGCGGGAAAAGUGUAUGGCCGCCCUCGUCUUGUGAAGCAGAGACAACUAAAGAGUCAAUAAAGACGAAAACGGAGAGCGGAAAUUGUUUCUGUAUCCUGUCGUCUAAAGUAUUAAGUUUAGAUUAAUUGUCAUGUCCACAAAUUUAGAAAAUAGAGAAAGAGAAAGACAGAGAACAAAAGAAAGUAAGGCGACAGGCCAGCGAAGCUCAACGAGAAAAAGAGCUAGAGCGAGAUAGAAAAAACAAAGGAGACAUUUUUUGUUGGAGGAACAACAUGAAAUUUUGUAGCGGCGGGGAGAAAAUGAGAAAUGCUAGCGGCCACCUAGGUGAAAAUGAGCGACAGUAGAAAAAAAGAGAACAAGAACACGGACGAUAUUUCCUCCAUAAAACGUGUAACCAGGAAGCUUCUGGAAGUUUCACGUUGCAGUCGUGCAAAACAACGGCAAAGAAAUGUACAAAGAAAGUGUGCUGCACGUGCAAAGUUGCUCUUUUGCUAAUUAGACCUGUUUUUGUUUUUUCACCGUUCUCGUUGCCUUCGCCGGUUAGCGUUACACGAUUUUACAGUUUGUUUGAGCAAACUAUAACUUUAUCGGGAGCUUCGCUUUUAACCCUGACUAAAUCUAUAUAUUAAUGAUCCCUUCAUUUACCGCCAGCAGUAACCGAAAACAAAAUUCAGGUAGCGGCCAGGGCGAGAGUUGAACACAGUGCCUUCCGAUUCCAAAUCCAGGGUUCAAUAAGCCGCUCGGCUACUCUGCCUCCUUAACUUCUCUCACCUCGUUAUACACACUUAUAACUUUCAUCACAAGCGAAUCAUUUUUCAAACAAAAUUUUCUGUUUUAACAGGAUUAGCAGGAGAAGGGAACAAGCCAUCACCUGGACAAAUAGAGCUGCGUUUGAUUCAAAGCCUGGGUGAUAUUAGGAAUCCAAAAAUAGCAUUUAAAGCUCAUCUAGUAACAAAUUGA
Molecule: messenger RNA, 64311 nt
Organism: Porites lobata
Lineage: Eukaryota; Metazoa; Cnidaria; Anthozoa; Scleractinia; Poritidae
Source: the annotation of a GenBank genome assembly